AUGGCGGAUCAUGAGGAGCAGUUAUCGGAUGAGGCGAAGGUAAGAUGUCGUUUUUAUCUGCCGUUGAUUGUGUUGGAGGAUAUAUGGUAUCUUUAGGGUUGUAUGUGCGUCUGUCUAUUCAUAUGAGUAUGCUUUUAUUUAAGCUACUGUGCAUAAAUGCUGGAUAAACAAACCGCGAUUCUCGCUCGGCCAACGUUAGUCUAGCUAUUAUUUUUAGCUCGGCAGCCUCUGGCCAACUUCCGCUCCUUUACGAAUCUCAAAUGGAGACUCCUUGUACGGUCCUAACUCUAAAAUAGGAACCGUGCAGCAUAUAACAAAUAAACAAAAGUUAACCUCUCACCCUCCUAAUCGAAAACCUUGUAAUCAACGUUGUGCUUUCAUUUUAAUUUGUCUCUGUAUCGCUUUGUGAUCAUGUCUUGAACUUCUCACGAAUGAGCAGCUAACGUUAGCUAAGAUAGCAACCUACACCCCCUGUUAACGCUCUUUGCACAAUGAAUGCUGAUAAUGUGCAAUUUACUGCCGUUUGUGUGUGACGGAUAUGACUGUAGUGUUGAAUCUCGGAUUUAAAUAUAGGUCCAACUGGCUAGUAUGAUGAUCGCCAGAAGAUAUCUAACCUACCAUCACGCUUGUUUACACUGAGCUGCACUGGGUUCUGAACGCAAUCAUGGUUGUGGCAGAGAUCCUUUUAACACACAAAUUCGGAUAGCCAGGCUUGCUUCGCCCUCAUGUUGGUGUAAGCAGUCUAGGUAGUGCUAGGUAUCAACAGCCAAUCCAGUAUGGGCUGGAAACGACAGUAUAGUGAGCUUCGAUUGGUCAAUCACAAUGCGAUGUUACAGAGUAUUUGAAUCAAGUUCACCUUAUUCCAACUUUGGUCCUGCCCUGUUCACGUCCCUCGCCCAUGCUCACAUCGCCCAAUGGUCCCCCUGCCCACUUUGCUUCCUUAAUUGAAAAUGGGCUUCCUUUGUUUCAUCUCCCCAAUGUGCUAUGUGGAUCUCCUGUGUUACAUUUAAGACACCAUGGAGCCGGCACGAGAUAUAGGUUGGGAAACGUACCUCUAGUACUGCUAGUUUGGCUGCGGUGACGACUGCUAGCUAGCAUGAGGACGAAAAGGGCCGUUUUCUGGGAAAACUAGCAGUAUUUAAAUCAUCUCAAUAAAGGUACAAUUUGGAGUACAGUGGCAUGUCCGUAGCUGCCAAGAUGUUUUUCCUUCAACUACCCUUUGGGUGCAGGCCUGCCAACUUCCCUGUUACGGCAUUACAGUCUGUUUACAGUCUGUUUACUCUCCACUUGAGAGAUGCUGAAUUUACAGAACCUAACCUCUGUAGCUUAACACUGCCAGAUACAUAGUUGCAUACAUGUCGUCUUUUGAAAUGCCAGUUUGUGUUGAUGUACCCAAGUGAGGGUUGAACUUGACCGACGUGCCAGAGCGUACCAUGGAAAAGCCUAAGAGACAGUGCAGUGGUUCCUCCUUCAGAGCCCAGACAUUGCAAGAAUAUGGCCUAGCCUAAUGGCAUAGAAGGCUUUCAGGUGUAGCCUACUGAAUGUACUAGGCCUAUGCAUGCCUAGUUCAUUGAAUGGGCUAAAGCACAUUGGCUGUAGAUGGGUUGAUAGGGGAAUUAAAGUGCAGCCUCGCAGAUCCAGGAUAGCAAUCAAUUUACAAACCUCAGAAAUUCCGCAGCCCAGCCCCAAGGCUGUCUGUCUGGUGUUGCCCUCCCACACUCCUGUAUCACUAUCUGCUCCACCCUGACUUAUAAUGACUGUUUUAAGCCUCAGCCAUUUAACAUGGCUUACGUUGAAACUAUGAACAGCUAGUGUUUGGGUGUUAGUCGUGUGGUCUAUGUAAUCUGAUACUUUUUACUGGAGGAAUGUUGUUAUUCUCUAAUUCACAAACCAUAGAUACCAUGGCUGGACAAAUAGCCACACAGAAAACACUUUUUUUUUUAUUGGGCUUCUACCUUUUGAAGUCUCAUCAUGAUCUCUGUAGGGGAGGUCGAGGCCUAUGUAACGGCGUUAAUAACGGGCCGUAAAAUCACUCCACAGCUAGCUUGUAUGGCUCAAUCGGUUUGAACGUUAUCAAGGAGGGUGGUCACGUGUUGCGAAACAGAGGAUCACUGGAUGAGCCCAGUAUGGGGCAGUCGGACAGUAGAGGAAGCUAAGCUGUUAACAGCACACUUAGCCCCUUUAAUGUUAGAGUUGCAACUAUGAACCGAAAAUUACAGACACCGGCAUUGCCUCCCUCUUACUGAAGCAUUUUGCGUACGUCAGUAAUUUUCUGUGAUUUUGCUACACAACGUUCCUGUAGAUUGUUCUAAAACCAACAGUAAUAACCUAUGCAUUAUGUUGAUUCCUGCUAUGAAAGUAUCUGUCUGUUCCUGUUUCACUGUCGGCUGCUGUGUGACUGAGCCACUCUUAUUCCCACUGUGCGCAUGGAGGAGGGAGAGAUGCAUUCUGAGAAGCACAAGCAUAUGACCACUGCUCAAAAUGCAAUUGCGGGGAAAAAUGCAGUUUUUAACUAUUGUUCUAGUUACAGAGAGAAGAGUCACAGCUUUCUGUGAGUUUAUAUAUUUCUCACCUCUUAAAACCGACUAAGGUCGAUGUCCACGCCCCUGCCGGAAUCUAAUUAGCAUGAUACAAAUAUCCCCAUUAAAAAAACCUCAGUUUAAGCUAGAGAUAUCAGUUUUUUUUGCAUUGGAUUCGUCUCAGUCCACCAGAUCAAUCAAUCAAUCAAUCAAAUGUAUUUAUAAAGCCCUUUUUACAUCAGCAGAUGUCACAAAGUGCUAUACAGAAACCCAGCCUAAAACCCCAAACAGCAAGCAAUGCAGAUGUAGAAGCACAGUGGCUAGGAAAAACUCCCUAGAAAGGCAGAAACCUAGGAAAAAACUUAGAGAGGAACCAGGCUCUGAGGGGUGGCCAGUCCCCUUCUGGCUGUGCCGGGUGGAGAUUAUAACAGCACAUGGCCAUUAAGGCCAGAUUUUUCUCCAAGAUGUUCAUAGAUGAACAGCAGGGUCAAAUAAUAAUCACAGUGGUUGUAGAGGUUGCAACAGGUCAGUACAUCAGGAGUAAAUGUCACUUGGCUUUUCAUAGCUGGGCAUUUAGAGGUUGAAAUGGCAGGUGCGGUAGAGAGAGAGAGUUGAAAACAGCAGGUCUGGGACAAGUUCACACGUCUGGUGAACAGGUCAGGGUUCCAUAGCCACAGGCAGAAGAGUGGAAACUGGAGCAGCAGCACGACCAGGUGGACUGGGGACAGCAAGGAGUCAUCAGGCCAGGUAGUCCUGAGGCAUGGUCCUAGGACUCAGGUCCUACGGGAGGGGAGGGAGAGAGAGUGAAUUAGAGGGAGCAUACUUCAAUUCACACAGGACACUGCAGAGACGGCAAGGGCGGUUUCUCGCUCCAGUGCCUUUCCGUUCACCUUCGCACCCCUGGGCCAGACUACACUCAAUCAUAGGACCUAUUGAAGAGAUGAGUCUUCAGUAAAGACUUAAAGGUCGAGACAAAGUCUACAACUCUCACAUGGAUAGGCAGACCAUUCCAUAAAAAUUGAGCUCUAUAGGAGAAAGCCCCCUGCCUCCAGCUGUUUGCUUAGAAAUUCUAAGGACAAUAAGGAGGCCUGCGCCUUGUGACCGUAGCGUACGUGUAGGUAUGUACGGCAGGCCCAAAUUGGAGAGAUGGGUAGGAGCAAGCCCAUGUAAUGCUUUGUAGGUUAGCAGUAAAACUUUGAAAUCAGCCCUAGCCUUAACAGGAAGCCAGUGUAGAGAGGCUAGCACUGGAGUAAUAUGAUCACAUUUUUUGAUUCUAGUCAAGAUUCUAGCAGCUGUGUUUAGCACUAACUGAAGUUUAUUUAGUGCUUUAUCCGGGUAGCCAGAGAGUAAAGCAUUGCAGUAGUCUAAUCUAGAAGUGACAAAAGCAUGGAUGAGCUUUUCUGCAUCAGUUUUGGACAAAAAGUUUCAGAUUUUUGCAAUGUUACGAAGAUGGAAACAAGCUGUCCUUUAAAUAUUCUUGAUAUGUUUGUCAAAAGAGAGAUCAGGGUCCAGAGUAAUGCAGAGGUCCUUCACAGUUUUAAUUUUUUUUUGUGUUUUUUUGACGACUGUACAACAGAAGAUCUCUUUGUUUCUUGGGACCUAGAACUAGCAUCUCUGUUUUGUCCGAGUUUAAAAGUAAAAAAUAUGCCACCAUCCAUUUACAUUUUAUUCAUUUAGCAGACGCUCUUAUCCAGAGCGACUUACAGUUAGCGCAUACAUUAUUUUAUCGAACCCACAACCCUGGCGUUGCAAACGCCAUGCUCUACCAACUGAGCUACAUCCCCUGCCGGCCAUUCCCUCCCCUACCCUGGACGACGCUGGGCCAAAUGUGCGCCGCCCCAUGGGUCUCCCAGUCGCGGCCGGCUACGACAGAGCCUGGAUUCGAACCAGGAUCUCUAGUGGCACAGCUAGCACUGCGAUGCAGUGCCUUAGACCACUGCGCCACUCGGGAGAUCCACUUCCUUAUGUCUGAAACACAGGCUUCCAGGGUAGGCAAUUUUGGGGCUUCACCAUGUUUCAUAGAAAUGUACAGCUGUGUGUUGUCCGCAUAGCAAUGAAAGUUAACAUUGUGUUUCCGAAUAAUAUAAUAAUAAUAAUAAUAAUAUGCCAUUUAGCAGACGCUUUUAUCCAAAGCGACUUACAGUCAUGCGUGCAUACAUUUUUUUUGUGUAUGGGUGGUCCCGGGGAUCAAACCCACUACCCUGGCGUUACAAGCGCCGUGCUCUACCAGCUGAGCUACAGAAGACCACUGACAUCACCAAGAGGUAGGAUAUAUAGUGAAAACAAGAGUGGUCCUAAAACGGAACCUUGAGGAACACCAAAACGUACAAUUGAUUUGUCAGAGGACAAACCAUCCACAGAGACGAACUGAUAUCUUUCCGACAGAUAAGAUGUAAACCAAGCAAGAACUUGUCCGUGUAGACCAAUUAAGGUUUCCAAUCUCUCCAAAAGAAUGUGGUGAUCGUUGGUGUCAAAAGCAGCACUAAGGUCUAGGAGCAUGAGGACAGAUACAGAGCCUUGGUCUGACGCCAUUAAAAGGUCAUUUACCACCUUCACGAGUGCAGUCUCAGUGCUAUGAUGGGGUCUAAAACCAGACUGAAGCGUUUCGUUUACCAGAGCAUGUGAGCGGAGUUGAGCAGUUAGAAAAUCCUGCUCAUUGCUCAUAGAGCGGUGCUUCUGCUCUGGCGCUCCAUGUCCUUUCCAACCUCUCCACUAAAAACCGUUUCACGCUCACCAAAAAAAACUGCUUCUCCAAAUUCGCUCCAUUCAUUUAAAACCACAAUUUAACCAAAACCCAUCUAUUUUUGUGACUACCUGGACCUACCAUUUGUUUUUUUUGUAUUGAAAUCAAACCAUAUGGAUUUUAAUAAAGUAUUUGAAUUAACAUGAAAAAGUGAAUGUAAGAAGUGCACAUCAGUUCAAAUUAGCUACAUGUCAUAUUAAACAGCAUUUAAACACUAAAUAGGUCAUGAGUCAGACAGGGAGCAUACCUUGAUGCUUUGUUAAAUCUAACGAGACACUGCUCUAAAUCAAGCAGACCACAACAGAUGAUCAAUAUCAAUUCGCUAGGGAUAUUAGCUCCAAUGUGGAUCCAGGCACCACUGUCUUCACCAGCGUAAUGAAUGCGACACCAAAAUAUUCUGGACAUUCCUCGCAAACACUUUUUCUCCAACAUUUGGCCUGCUGCAUCGCAUGCACAAUCACAACAGCUGUUCGUCAUUUGACUGUCAUUUUAGAAAAUUCCUUCCUGGAUCAGAUGAUGAUGAUGAUGUGUAAAAAUAUCAUGCCGUAACUAAUCAGCUGGCCACCAAAUGCGCAUCCAACAAGUAUUAUGCAUCAUUAUUUUACAUUUACAUUUUAGUCGUUUAGCAGACGCUCUUAUCCAGAGCGACUUAAAAUUAGUGAGUGCAUACAUUUUCAUACUGGCCCCCCGUGGGAACGAACCCACAACCCUGGCGUUGCAAGCGCCAUGCUCUACCAACUGAGCUACACAGGACGCAUAUUAUGGAAGAACCACGUUAAUGACAGUAUCAGUCUAGGUUAUAAGUAUCAAGGUAAGGUGACUUUCGGCUAGAAGCAUUUGGUUUUGUAAUGCAUAAAUUAUUUUUAUAUGAAUGUGCCUAUGACAACUGUUUUCACCCUGUAACAUAAGGAGAGUCGUAAUGUUACGUAGUUACACAGAAUUUCUGAAGUCGCUAUACAACAAACUGCCGUACAGCUAGAUCCAGGAUUCUUACAGGUUUCAAGUUCAAUGUCCAAUUUAACUGAUUAAUGCUAAAUACAGUGUGUAGAACAAGUAUUUGAUACACUGCCGAUUAUGCAGGUUUUCCUACUUACAAAGCAUGUAGGUCUGUAAUUUUGAUCAUAGGUACACUUCAACUGUGAGAGACGGAAUCUAAAACAAAAAUCCAGAAAAUUACAUUGUAUGAUUUUAAAGUAAAUAAUUUGCAUUUUAUUGCAUGACAUAAGUAUUUGAUCACCUACCAACCAGUAAGAAUUCCAGCUCUCACAGACCUGUUAGUUUUUCUUUAAGAAGCCCUCCUGUUCUCCACUCAUUACCUGUAUUAACUGCACCUGUUUGAACUCGUUACCUGUAUAAAAGACACCUGUCCACACACUCAUUCAAACAGACUCCAACCUCUCCACAAUGGCCAAGACCAGAGAGCUGUGUAAGGACAUCAGGGAUGAAAUUGUAGACCUGCACUAGGCUGGGAUGGGCUACAGGACAAUAGGCAAGCAGCUUGGUGAGAAGGCAACAACUGUUGGCGCAAUUAUUAGAAAAUGGAAGAAGUUCAAGAUGACGGUCAAUCACCCUCGGUCUGGGGCUCCAUGCAAGAUCUCACCUCGUGGGGAAUCAAUGAUCAUGAGGAAGGUGAGGGAUCAGCCCAGAACUACACGGCAGGACCUGGUCAAUGACCUGAAGAGAGCUGGGACCACAGUCUCAAAGAAAACCAUUAGUAACACACUACGCUGUCAUGGAUUAAAAUCCUGCAUCGCACGCAAGGUCCCCCUGCUCAAGCCAGCGCAUGUCCAGGCCCAUCUGAAGUUUGCCAAUGACCAUCUGGAUGAUCCAGAGGAGGAAUGGGAGAAGGUCAUGUGGUCUGAUGAGACAAAAAUAGAGCUUUUUGGUCUAAACUCCACUCGCCGUGUUUGGAGGAAGAAGAAGGAUGAGUACAACCCCAAGAACACCAUCCCAACCGUGAAGCAUGGAGGUGGAAACAUCAUCCUUUGGGGAUGCUUUUCUGCAAAGGGGACAGGACGACUGCACCGUAUUGAGGGGAGGAUGGAUGGGGCCAUGUAUCGCGAGAUCUUGGCCAACAACCUCCUUCCCUCAGUAAGAGCAUUGAAGAUGGGUCGUGGCUGGGUCUUCCAGCAUGACAACGACCCAAAACACACAGCCAGGGCAACUAAGGAGUGGCUCCGUAAGAAGCAUCUCAAGGUCCUGGAGUUGCCUAGCCAGUGUCCAGACCUGAACCCAAUAGAAAAUCUUUGGAGGGAGCUGAAAGUCCGUAUUGCCCAGCGACAGCCCCGAAACCUGAAGGAUCUGGAGAAGGUCUGUGUGGAGGAGUGGGCCAAAAUCCCUGCUGCAGUGUGUGCAAACCUGGUCAAGACCUACAGGAAAUGUAUGAUCUCUGUAAUUGCAAACAAAGGUUUCUGUACCAAAUAUUAAGUUCUGCUUUUCUGAUGUAUCAAAUACUUAUGUCAUGCAAUAAAAUGCAAAUUAUUUACUUAAAAAUCAUACAAUGUGAUUUUCUAGAUUUUUGUUUUAGAUUCCGUCUCUCACAGUUGAAGUGUACCUAUGAUACAAAUUACAGACCUCUACAUGCUUUGCAAGUAGGAAAACCUGCAAAAUUGGCAGUGUAUCAAAUACUUGUUCUCCCCACUGUAUAUGAUUUAAAGACACCUUAACCUGCCAUAAAUGCAAGGACAGAAAGGUAAUGUUUUAUCAAAUUGUAUUUGUCACAUGCGCCAAAUACCACAGGUGUAGCCCUUACUGUGAAAUGCUUACUUAACCAACAAUGCAGUUCAGGAAAUGGUUAAGAAAAUAUUUACUUUUUAUUGUAUUUUUUACUUUAGUUUAUUUAGUAACACAAUAACAAUAAGACUAUAUACAGGGGGUACCGGUACCGAGUCAAUGUGUGGUGGUACAGGUUAGUCAAGGUUAUUUGUACAUGUAGGUAGGGGUAAAGUGACUAUGCAUAGAUGAUAAACAGCGAGUAGCAGCAGUGUAAAAACAAUUUAAGGGGGUGUCAAUGUAAAUAGUCCGGGUGGCCAUUUGAUUAAUGGGUGGCCAUUUUGAUUAAUUGUUCAGCAGUUUUUUGGCUUGGGGGUAGAAGCUAUUAAGGAGCCUUUUGGACCUAGACUUGGCGAUCCGGUACCGCUUGCCGUGCAGUAGCAGUGAGAACCGUCAAUGACUUGGGUGACUGGAGUCUUUAACAAUUUUUUGGCCCUUCCUCUGACACAGCUUAGUAUAAACAGUGAGGGGAAAAAAUGUAUUUGAUUCCCUGCUGAUUUUGUACGUUUGCCCACUGACAAAGAAAUGAUCAGUCUAUCAUUUUAAUGGUAGGUUUAUUUGAACAGUGAGAGACAGAAUAACAACAACAAAAUCCAGAAAAACACAUGUCAAAAAUGUUAUAAAUUGAUUUGCAUUUUAAUUAGGGAAAUAAGUAUUUGAUACCCUGUCAAUCAGAAAGAUUUCUGGCUCCCAGGUGUCUUUUUAUACAGGUAACGAGCUGAGAUUAGGAGCACACUCUUAAAGGGAGUGCUCCUAAUCUCAGCUUGUUACCUGUAUAAAAGACAACUGUCCACAGAAGCAAUCAAUCAAUCAGAUUCCAAACUCUCCACCAUGGCCAAGACCAAAGAGCUCUCCAAGGAUGUCAGGGACAAGAUUGUAGACCUACACAAGGCUGGAAUGGGCUACAAGACCAUCGCCAAGCAGCUUGGUGAGAAGGUGACAACAGUUGGUGCGAUUAUUCGCAAAUGGAAGGAACUGUCAAUCUCCCUCGGCCUGGGGCUCCAUGCAAGAUCUCACCUCAUGGAGUUGCAAUGAUCAUGAGAACGGUGAGGAAUCAGCCCAGAACUACACGGGAGGAUCUUGUCAAUGAUCUCAAGGCAGCUGGGACCAUAGUCACCAAGAAAACAAUUGGUAACACACUACGCCGUGAAGGACUGAAAUCCUGCAGCGUCCGCAAGGUUCCCCUGCUCAAGAAGGCACAUAUACAGGCCUGUCUGAAGUUUGCCAAUGAACAUCUGAAUGAUUCAGAGGAGAACUGGGUUAAAGUGUUGUGGUCAGAUGAGACCAAAAUCGAGGUCUUUGGCAUCAACUCAACUCGCCGUGUUUGGAGGAGGAGGAAUGCUGCCUAUGACCCCAAGAACACCAUCCCCACCGUCAAACAUGGAGGUGGAAACAUUAUGCUUUGGGGGUGUUUUUCUGCUAAGGGGACAGGACAACUUCACCGCAUCAAAGGGACGAUGGACGGCGCCAUGUACCAUCAAAUCUUGGGUGAGAACCUCCUUCCCUCAGCCAGGGCAUUGAAAAUGGGUCGUGGAUGGGUAUUCCAGCAUGACAAUUACCCAAAACACACGGCCAAGGCAACAAAGGAGUGGCUCAAGAAGCAGCACAUUAAGGUCCUGGAGUGGCCUAGCCAGUCUCCAGACCUUAAUCCCAUAGAAAAUCUGUGGAGGGAGCUGAAGGUUCGAGUUGCCAAACGUCAGCCUCGAAACCUUAAUGACUUGGAGAAGAUCUGCAAAGAGGAGUGGGACAAAAUCCCUCCUGAGAUGUGUGCAAACCUGGUGGCCAACUACAAGAAACGUCUGACCUCUGUGAUUGCCAACAAGGGUUUUGCCACCAAGUACUAAGUCAUGUUUUGCAGAGGAGUCAAAUACUUAUUUCCCUCAUUAAAAUGCAAAUCAAUUUAUAACAUUCUUGACAUGCGUUUUUCUGGAUUUUGUUGUUGUUAUUCUGUCUCUCACUGUUCAAAUAAACCUACCAUUACAAUUAUAGACUGAUCAUGUCUUUGUCAGUGGGCAAACGUACAAAAUCAGCAGGGGAUCAAAUACUUUUUUCCCUCACAGUAGGUCCUGGAUGGCAGGAAGCUUGGCCCCAGUGAUGUACUUGGCCGUACGGACUACCCUCUGUAGCGCCUUACGUUACGGUCGGAUGCCAAGCAGUUGCCAUACCAGGUGGUGAUGCAACCGGUCAGGAUGCUCUCGAUGGUGCAGGAUGCUCUUUAUGCCACACAAUCUUGGACAAAUCCGUCAAGACGCCAACCAUGAUAAUGGGUUAAACAGGUUUUAAUUAAACUUGUGACUUAAAAAAUAAUUGAAUAUAGCUAUGACUGGCUUCAUCAAUAAGUGCAUCGAUGACGUCGUCCCCACAGGGACUGUACAUACAUACCCCAACCAGAAUCCAUGGAUUACAGGCAACAUCCACACUGAGCUAAAGCUUUCGCUUUCAAGGAGCGGGACUCUAACCUGGAAGCUUAUAAGAAAUCCUGCUAUGCCCUCCGACGAACCAUCAAAUAGGCAAAGCGUCAAUACAGGACUAAGGUUGAAUCGUACUACACCGGCUCCGACGCUCGUCGGAUGUGGCAGGGCUUGCAAACUAUUACAGACUACAAAAGGAAGCACAGCCGCAAGCUGCCCAGUGACACGAGCCUACCAGACGGGCUAAAUUACUUCUAUGCUCGCUUCGAGGCAAGUAACACUGAAACAUGCAUGAGAGCAUCAGCUGUUCCAGAUGACUGUGUGAUCACGCUCUCCGUAGCCGAUGUAAGCCGUAGCCGAGUAAGACCUUUAAACAGGUCAACAUUCACAAGGCUGCAGGGCCAGACGGAUUACCAGGACGUGUACUCCGAGCAUGUGCUGACAAACUGGCAAGUGUCUUCACUGACAUUUUCAACCUCUCCCUGUCUGUCUGUAAUACCAACAUGUUUCAAACAGACCACCAUAGUCCCUGUACCCAAGAACACUAAGGUAACCUGCCUAAAUGACUACCGAUCCGUGGCACUCACAUCUGUAGCCAUGAAGUGCUUUGAAAGGCUGGUCAUGGCUCACAUCAACACCAUUAUCCCAGAAACCCUAGACCUACUCCAAUUUGCAUAUCGCCCCAACAGAUCCACAGAUGAUGCAAUCUCUAUUGCGCUCCACACUGCCCUUUCACACCUGGACAAAGGGAACACCUAUGUGAGAAUGCUAUUAAUUGACUACAGCUCAGCGUUCAACACCAUAGUGCCCUCAAAGCUCAUCACUAAGCUAAGGACCCUGGGACUAAACACCUCCCUCUGCAACUGGAUCCUGGACUUCCUGACGGGCUGCCCCCAGGUGGUAAGGGUAGGUAACAACACAUACGCCACGCUGCUCCUCAACACGGGGUCCCCUCAGGGGUGCGUGCUCAGUCCCCUCCUGUACUCCCUGUUCACUCAUGACUGCAUGGCAAGGCACGACUCCAACACCAUCAUUAAGUUUGCCGAUGACACAACCGUGGUAGGCCUGAUCACCGACAACAACGAGACAGCCUAUAGGGAGGAGGUCAGAGACCUGGCCGUGUGGUGCCAGGUGAACAACCUCUCCCUCAACGUGAUCAAGACAAAGGAGAUGAUUGUGGACUACAGGAAAAAGACGACCGAGCACGCCCCCAUUCUCAUCGACGGGGCUGUAGUGGAGCAGGUUGAGAGCUUCAAGUUCAUUGGUGUCCACAUCACCAACAAAUUAACAUGGUCCAAGCACACCAAGACAGUCGUGAAGAGGGCACGACAAAACCUAUUUCCCCUAAGGAGACUGAAAAGAUUUGGCACCAUCGAGAGCAUCCUGACUGGUUGCAUCACUGCCUGGUAUGGCAACUGCUCGGCCUCCGACCGCAAGGCACUACAGAGGGUAGUGCGUACGGCCCAGUACAUCACUGGGGCCAAGCUUCCUGCCAUCCAGGACCUCUAUACUAGGUGUCCAGCCACCCUAGUCAUAGACUGUUCUCUCUGCUACCGCAUGGCAAGCAGUACCGGAGCGCCAAGUCUAGGUCCAUGAGGCUUCUAAACAGCUUUUACCCCCAAGCCGUAAGACUCCUGAACAUCUAAUCAAAUGGCUACCCAGACUAUUUGCAUUGCCCCACCCCUCUUUUACACAGCUGCUACUCUCUGUAUAUUAUCUAUGCAUAGUCACUUUAAUAACUCUUCCUACAUGUACAUAUUACCCCAAUUACCUUGACUAACCGGUGCCCCCACACAUUGACUCGGUACCAGUACCCCCUGUAUAUAGCCUCGCUAUUGUUAUUUUUACUGCUGCUCUUUAAUUAUUCGUUACUUUUAUUUUUGUAUUAUUUUACAUUUGUUUUGGUGUUCUUUCUUAACUGCAUUGUUGGUUAAGGGCUUGUAAGUAAGCAUUUCACUGUAAGGUCUACACCUGUUGUAUUCGGCGCAUGUGACAAAUACAAUUUGAUUUGAUUUAAAGGUCAGAUUAUACCCCCCUCUCCUAUUCCUCCUCCCUCUCAUGGUUUAGGGUUCUGGAGUGUCCCGAUAAGAGGUGUGAUUCUGGGAUUAGGGAUAGUUCCACUGGAGCUGUGUCUCUUUUGGGAUAAUAGAUGAUCCUGGGAGUGUGGAUGUGGGGAAACAAACACAGCACAUUAUCACUGGAGGACAGAGAACACAGAGCGAACAGAAAGCCCAGCUGGUGACUGUCUGCCCAGGACCUUGCAAAGACUAGGCUACGGCAGGAGGUCUUUGUGUGUUCGUUGUGUAUGUGUGCGCAUUACUUUGUGCGUUCGUUCGUACAGUGUGUGUGUGUGUUUUGUAUUAUUGUCUAGGCCUAAGAAUGUUUUAGGGCAAUUCCACGGUAACAGUGAUGCUGAGAUUUUUCACUUUAAAAUGUAUGUUAAAAACCAAGGAUUGCGAAGUUACCAAACUUUGCAUCUGCACUGUUCUUCAAGUGAAUGUGUUUUUGUAAUAUUUUCUGUGGAAACUGUUCAAAGUAGGCCUUGUGCAUAGAGGUGUGUGGUUUGUUUAACUUUGCAAUCAUUUGUUUUUGUUUGCCAUACAUUUUAAAGUGAAAAAGCAGUCUCAGCAUCACUCUGUUGUCGUAGAAUUCACUCUGUUGUCGUAGAACAGCGCCGGAAGAAGAUGGCUGCCGUUUUACAGCCCUCUAACCAAUUGUACUAUUAUGUGUGUUUUUCCGCGUUAUUUGUAAUUUAUUUUGUACAUAAUGUUUCUGCCAUCGUCUCUUAUAACCAAAGAGAGCUUCUGGAUAUCAGGACAGCGAUUACUCACCUCGCGUUGGACGAACACUUUUUCUUCAACGAGGCGUUCGCGAAGGAUAUUCUACAGACUCCCGACAAGGCCCAGAUCCCCGUCAUUCGCGUGAGGAAGAGACGGAGAUAUCGUGGACGCAGAUCCGGGUGCCUUGUAAGGAUCCGACGGCGAACGAGUAAACUGCCUCUCCCAUCAAUCCUAUUAGCCAACGUUCAAGCUUUGGAGAAUAAAAUGGACGAUUUAAGAUUACGGUUAUCCUACCAACGGGACAUUAAAAACUGUAAUAUCUUAUGUUUCACGGAGUCGUGGCUGAACGACGACAAUGAUAACAUUCAGCUAGCAGGCUAUACGCUACAUCGGCAGGACAGAACGGCAGACUCGGGUAAGACGAGGGGUGGCGGUCUCUGUAUAUUUGUAAACAACAGCUGGUGCACAAAAUCAAAUACUAAGGAAGUCUCAAGGUUUUGCUCGCCUGAGGUAGAGUAUCUUAUGAUAAGCUGUAGACCACACUAUUUACCAAGAGAGUUUUCAUCUAUAUUUUUCAUAGCUGUCUAUUUACCACCACAAACCAAUGCUGGCAUUAAGAUUGCACUGAAUGAGUUGUACAAGGCCAUUAAUCAACAGGAAAACGCUCAUCCAGAUGCAGCGCUCCUAGUAGCAGGGGACUUUAAUGCAGGGAAACUUAAAUCCGUUCUACCUAAUUUCUACCAGCAUGUUAAAUGUGCAACCAGAGGGGAAAAAACUCUAGACCACCUUUACUCCACACACAGAGACGCAUACAAAGCUCUCCCUCGCCCUCCAUUUGGCAAAUCUGACCAUAACUCUAUCCUCCUGAUUCCUGCUUAUAAGCAAAAACUGAAGCAGGAAGCACCAGUGAUUCGGCUAAUAAAAAAGUGGUCAGAUGACGCAGAUGCUAAGCUACAGGACUGUUUUGCUAGCACAGACUGGAACAUGUUCCGGGAUUCUUCAGACAGCAUUGAGGAGUACACCACAUCAGUCACUGGCUUCAUCAAUAAGUGCAUCGAUGAUGUCGUCCCCACAGUGACCGUACGUACAUACCCCAACCAGAAGCCAUGGAUUACAGGAAACAUCCGCACUGAGCUAAAGGGUAGAGCUGCCGCUUUCAAGGAACGGGACUCUAACCCGGACGCUUAUAAGAAAUCCCGCUAUGACCUCCGACGAACCAUCAAACAGGCAAAGAGUCAAUACAGGUCUAAGAUUGAAUCAUACUACACUGGCUCUGACGCUCGUCGGAUGUGGCAGGGCUUGAAAACUAUUACAGACUACAAAGGGAAGCACAGCCGCGAGCUGCCCAGUGACACAAGCCUACCAGACGAGCUAAACCACUUCUAUGCUCGCUUCGAGGCAAGCAACACUGAAGCAUGCAUGAGAGCACCAGCUGUUCCGGACGACUAUGUGAUCACGCUCUCCGUAGCCGAUGUGAGUAAGACUUUUAAGCAGGUCAACAUUCACAAGGCCGCAGGGCCAGACGGAUUACCAGGACGUGUACUCCGAGCAUGUGCUGACCAACUGGCAAGUGUCUUCACUGACAUUUUCAACAUGUCCCUGACUGAGUCUGUAAUACCAACAUGUUUCAAGCAGACCACCAUAGUCCCCGUGCCCAAGAACUCUAAGAUAACCUGCCUAAAUGACUACCGACCCGUGGCACUGACGUCUGUAGCCAUGAAGUGCUUUGAAAGACUGGUCAUGGCUCACAUCAACAGCAUAAUCCCAGAAACCCUAGACCCACUCCAAUUUGCAUACCGCCCCAACAGAUCCACAGAUGAUGCAAUCUCUAUCGCACUCCACACUGCCCUUUCCCACCUGGACAAGAGGAACACCUACGUGAGAAUGCUAUUCAUUGACUACAGCUCAGCAUUCAACACCAUAGUGCCCUCAAAGCUCAUCACUAAGCUAAGGAUCCUGGGACUAAACACCUCCCUCUGCAACUGGAUCCUGGACUUCCUGACGGGCCGCCCCCAGGUGGUAAGGGUAGGUAACAACACAUCUGCCACACUGAUCCUCAACACGGGGGCCCCUCAGGGGUGCGUGCUCAGUCCCCUCCUGUACUCUCUGUUCACCCAUGACUGCAUGGCCAGGCACGACUCAAACACCAUCAUUAAGUUUGCCGACGACACAACAGUGGUAGGCCUGAUCACCGACAACGAUGAGACAGCCUAUAGGGAGGAGGUCAGAGAUCUGGCCGUGUGGUGCCAGGACAACAACCUCUCCCUCAACGUGACCAAGACAAAGGAGAUGAUUGUGGACUACAGGAAAAAAAAGAGGACUGAGCACGCCCCCAUUCUCAUCGACGGGGCUGUAGUGGAACAGGUUGAGAGCUUCAAGUUCCUUGGUGUCCACAUCACCAACGAACUAUCAUGGUCCAAACACACCAAGACAGUCGUGAAGAGGGCACGACAAAGCCUAUUCCCCCUCAGGAGACUAAAAAGAUUUGGCAUGGGUCCUCAGAUCCUCAAAAAAUUCUACAGCUGCACCAUCGAGAGCAUCCUGACUGGUUGCAUCACCGCCUGGUAUGGCAACUGCUUGGCCUCUGACCGCAAGGCACUACAGAGGGUAGUGCGUACGGCCCAGUACAUCACAGGGGCAAAGCUCCCUGCCAUCCAGGACCUCUAUACCAGGCGGUGUCAGAGGAAGGCCCUCAAAAUUGUCAAAGACUCCAGCCACCCUAGUCAUAGACUGUUCUCUCUGCUACCGCACGGCAAGCGGUACCGGAGUGCCAAGUCUAGGUCCAAAAGACUUCUCAACAGCUUCUACCCCCAAGCCAUAAGACUCCUGAACAGCUAAUCAUGGCUACCCGGACUAUUUGCACUGCCCCCCCACCCCAUACUUUUUACGCUGCUGCUACUCUGUUAAUUAUUUAUGCAUAGUCACUUUAACUCUACCCACAUGUACAUAUUACCUCAACUACCUCAACUAGCCGGUGCCCCCGCACAUUGACUAUGCAACGGUACCCCCCUGUAUAUAUAGCCUCCCUACUGUCACUUUAUUCUAUUGUAUAUAUAGCCUCCCUACUGUCACUUUAUUUUUACUUCUGCUCUUUUUUUCUCAACACUUUUUUGUUGUUGUUUUAUUCUUACUUUUUUGUUUAAAAUAAAUGCACUGUUGGUUAAGGGCUGUAAGUAAGCAUUUCACUGUAAUGUCUGCACCUGUUGUAUUCGGCGCAUGUGACCAAUAAAAUUUGAUUUGAUUUGAUUUUGAUUUGAAUUGCUCUUUAUAAGAUUAUAGCGAGUAGAGUGGGUGUCUAAAAUGUGCCCAAAAUUUUAACAAAAAGAUUAAGCCCUUUGUUGGCAGUGUCAAAAACAAAAUAUUCCUUGUCUGUCCCACGAUCCACUAUCAGCAUCCCUGUUCUCAGUGUUCCUGUGAAAUGACCUAAGUGUGUGUGCCCGCCCACCUGGGUGUGAUCCAAACCUAGCGCCAUAAAAUCAAGUGUUUUAUUCUGCGGACACGACAGCUCAAGCUCUCUCACACCAAACAGCCAGUUAGUCAGACGCACAGAUAGUUGCAGAACAAUAAUUGUCCGUGUGUGUCGUCUCUGUCAGACCAAAGCUCUCCACGUGCUGAAGAAUCGCUGCACUGUCUCCUGUCAUCUCACACUCACAGCUGUCGCAAGGCCAUGGCCAAUAUAGACUUAAUGACGUGCCAUUCGGUCUUUAUUUACGCUCUGUACAAAGGUGUCACUCUGCUUAAAGAAUAAAGAUAGCCAAGUGAUAAUGAUAUUCAGUGUUUGCCCUAGGAUUAUUUUCAGAAGUGGUGGCAAGUGAGAUGCAAUGACAUGCUAGCUGUUCCCAUAUACUUCCAGUCAUUGAUCCAGCAACUAUCCAUUAAAAAGCGCGUCUUGGCAGAAAUACACUACCGUUCAAAAGUUUGGGGUCACUUAGAAAUGUUCUUUUUUUUUUUAAGAAAAGUCUUUUUUUUUGUCCAUUUAAAAUAAAAUAAAAUUGAUCAGAAAUACAGUGUAGACACUGUUAAUGUUGUAAAUGGCUAUUGUAGCUGGAAACGGCUGAUUUUUAAUGGAAUAUCUACAUAGGCGUACAGAGGCCCAUUAUCAGCAUCCAUCAGUCCUGUGUUCCAAUGGCACGUUGUGUUUGCUAAUUCAAGUUUAUCAUUUUAAAAGGCUAAUUGAUCAUUAGAAAACCCUUUUGCAAUUAUGUUAGCACAGCUGAAAACUGUUGUGCUGAUUAAAGAAGCAAUAAAACUGGCCUUCUUGAGACUAGUUGAGUAUCUGGAGCAUCAGCAAUUGUGGGUUCGAUUACAGGCUCAAAAUGGCCAGAAACAAAGAACUUUCUUCUGAAACUCGUCAGUCUUUUCUUGUUCUGAGAAAUGAAGGCUAUUCCAUGCGAGAAUUUGCCAAGAAACUGAAGAUGUAGUACAAAGCUGUGUACUACUCCCUUCACAGAACAGCGUAAACUGGCUCUAUCCAGAAUAGAAAGAGGAGUGGGAGGCCCCAGUGCACAACUGAGCAAGAGGACACAUAAAUACAUUAGUGUCUAGUUUGAGAAACAGAUGCCUCACAGUUCCUCAACUGGCAGCUUCAUUAAAUGGUACCCGCAAAACACCAGUCUCAACAUCAACAGUGAAGAGGCGUCUCCGGGAUGCUGACCUUCUAGGCAGAGUUGCAAAGAAAAAGUAUAGUGUUAUUUUGCCCAUCUUAAUCUUUUAUUUUUAUUGGCCAGUCUAAGAUAUGGCUUUUUCAUCACUGGGGCCAAGGUUCCUGCCAUCCAGGACCUCUAUACCAGGCGGUGUCAGAGGAAGGCCCUAAAAAUGGUCAAAUACUCCAGCCACCCUAGUCAUAGACUGUUCUCUGCUACCGCACGGCAAGCGGUACCGGAGCGUCAAGUCUAGGUCCAAAAGGCUUCUUAACAGCUUCUACCCCCAGGCCAUAAGACUCCUGAACAGCUAAUCAUGGCUACCCAGACUAUUUGCAUUGCCCCCCCCCCCACUCCACCCCCUCUUUUACGCUGCUGCUACUCUGUUUAUUAUCUAUGCACAGUCACUUUAACUCUACCCACAUGUACAUAUUACCUCCACUAACCGGUGCCUCCACACAUUGACUCUGUACCGUUACCCCCUGUAUAUAGCCUCCCGACUGUUAUUUUAUUUUACUGCUGCUCUUUAAUUUAAUUUUUUACUCAACACUUUUUUUCUUAUCUGCAUUGUUGGUUAAUGACUUGUGAGUAAGCAUUUCACUGUAAGGUCUACACCUGUUGUAUUCGGCGCAUGUGGCAAAUAAAUUUUGAUUUGAUUUGUAAAGUUCUGUCAGGUUGUAUGGGGAGAGCGUCUCUCCAGAGAUGAUCGAUCGGGUUCAAGUCCAGGCUCUGACUGGGCCACUCAUGGACAUUCAGAGACUUGUCCCGAAGCCACUCCUGCGUUGUCUUGGCUGUGUGCUUAGUGUCGUUGUCUUGUUGGAAGAUGAACUUUCUCCCCAGUCUGAGGUCCUGAGCGCUCUGCAGCAGGUUUUCAUCAAGGAUCUCUGUACUUUGCUCAAUUAAUCUUUCCCUCGAUCCUGACUAGUCUCCCAGUCCCUGCUGCUGAAAAACAUCCCCACAUCAUGAUCCUUCCACCACCAUGCUUCACCGUAGGGAUGAUGCCAGGUUUCCUCCAGACGCGACGCUUGGUAUUCAGGCCAAAAGAGUUCAAUCUUGGUUUCAUCAGACCAGAGAAUCUUGUUUCUCAUAGUCUGAGAGUCUUUUGGGGCCUUUUGGAAAACUCCAAGCGGGCUGUUGUGUCUUUUACUGAGGAGUGGCUUCCGUCUGGCCACUCUACCAUAAAGGCCUGAUUGGUGGAGUGCUGCAGAGAUGGUUGUCCUUCUGGAAGGUUCUCCCACCUCCACAGAGGAACUCUGGAGCUCCUUAAGAGUGACCAUCGGGUUCUUGGUCACCUCCCUGACCAAGGCCCUUCUCCCCUGAUUGCUCAGUUUGGCCGGGCGGCCAGCUCUAGGUAUAGUCUUGGUGGUUCCAAACUUCUUCCAUUUAAGAAUGAUGGAGGCCACUGUGUUCUUGGGGACCUUCAAUGCUGCAGACAUUUUUUGGUACCCUUCCCCAGAUCUGUGCCCUGACACAAUCCUGUCUCGGCACUCUACGGACAUUUCCUUCGACCUCAUGGCUUGGUUUUUGCUCUGACAUGCACUGUCAACUGUGGGACCUUAUUUAGGCAGGUGUGUGCCUUUCCAAAUCACAUCAAAUCAAUUGAAUUUUCCACAAGUGGACUUCAAUCAAGUUGUAGAAACAUCUCAAGAAUGUUCAAUGGAAACAGGAUGCACCUGAGCUCAAUUUCGAGUCUAAUAGCAAAGGGUCUGAAUUCUUAUGUAAAAAAAGGUAUUUCUGUUUUCUUUUGUAAUACAUUUGCAAAUAUUUCUAAAAACCUGUUUUCACUUUGUCAUUAUGGGGUAUUGUGUGUAGAUUGAGGAAAACAAUUAAUUUAAUAAAUUUUAGUAUAAGGCUGUAACUUAACAAAAUGUGGAAAAAGUCAAGGUCUGAAUUCUUCCCGAAUGCACUGUAUAUAUUUUUUUAAUUACAUAUUUUUUUGCAGCAGCGGCAAGAAUUUAGAUUUAUCUAGGGGAAACACUUAUAUUAUUAUGGGGUUGGAAAAGGGCCAGUGAAUUGCACUGAAUUGAUAUAUUCAUUUAUUGAGCCCUUUUUAACUAAGAAGUCGGCUGGUGAAAUGGAUGCGUCAUGGACCAUGGUUUAGUAACUAUUAACUACUGACAUGGUAUAAAUUGGUUUCAUGAAAAUCACCCCAAUAGUCGUAAUGAAGUGCAUCAUGCCUUUUAUUCACACCCAACAGACGUGUUGUUAGUGUCACUAUAUAGAAGUUAACUGAAUGCGGUGAUAGGGUAACGAUAUGAUGCGGUUGUAUAAGGUUAACUCUUUUUUUUUUUUUUAAGACAACACAUUCUCUUUUACAAAAACGACCUGACCUAGAGGGAGCAAUGAAAUAGAAUCGCACAGCAUCUCACAAUGCUAGGCUAACAGAACAGAGUUGAGUGUAAAAGGAGUAGUGGCGCUGCAGUGUUUACAAUUAAAGUUUGUUUACAUCGCUCUGAAGCAUAAUAAGGGAGUCCUGAUCCAAAUGCCUCCUCCAUAGGGAUUUCAGCAAUGCACAUACUCUUUUUCCAGAGCUACACACACACACAGGUAAGAAUCCCUGAGUGCCUCUCUGGCUCUCACCAUAUCACUCAUUAUGAGAAUCAGUCUGCAUCCGUGCUGAGCACCAAAGCUCCUCAUACACAACACUGAUGAGGGCCCAAGGGAGAGACACACACACACACACCUCCCUUUCCCGGCUUGUCAGUCCAGGGGGGUGGGAGGCGGGGACGAUGUACUAGCCAAGCCAGUGAAGCCACAUGCCAAGCCCUACCCUGGCAGAGCGAGAGGGAGGGUUGCACUUCACUACUAGGCUCCUCAGCACAUUUUCAUGCCCUUGUAUGUUCAUGAGCCACUCGAGGGAGGGGCUGCCCGCCCCUUGCUGUCAGUUUCACAUAUCACCUCCAAACAGGAAGUGUUGUGGUGCAACUGAGCAGCAGUGGAGACGUGCCAGGCAGACAGAUGCUGGAUGCUCCGACGUUAUGAAGAGAGGGCAACUCUCACAAUUCUCACUUCUCUACAGUGGCGGAGAAGUGAGAAUUGUGGUUGUAAACCCACUGUAUUCGUCCAUCAUGCUAUUGGCCUCAAUAACAGAGAAACAGAGGGAGAGGAAAGUUGACCAUAAAUGGAUGAAAACACAUCUACCCAAUGUUAUCCCUAUCCCACUGUGCUGUUCUGUGCUGGUCCUGAUGUUUGUGUUGCUGACCUCACCAGUCUCCAGACUGAGAUCUCAAAGUUUAGGAAAACGAGAAUGUUGCCUGUGUGAUUCACUGAUCUAAGAGAUUUGUGUUGGUACUAAGCCUACCCUUGCAUUUCUGACGUGUGUUUGAAAGUGUGUCUUUGUGUUUGCAGGUACGCAUAGCAGCAAACUUUGUCAUCCACGCCCCACCGGGAGAGUUCAAUGAAGUUUUCAACGGUGAGCUUUUGUUUGUAGCCUAUGUUUUAGGAUGCGUGUGUAUGGACCAAAGCCAGGAGCAGGAAUCUAGCUUGUGAGGAUCACAACUCACACUUUAGGUAGUAAGCUAUAGCGAGUAUUUCUCACUAGAGAUGUUAUGACACAGAUCAUUCCUCAGCAUCUUGAAACCACACACUACAGAGCAGAGCACUCACACACAGAGAGUAUCUGUAUCUUAGUAUCUAACUAAAACCCACACAUGUAAGCUCUCUCUAGUCUUCUCUUAACUAUCAGUUAUGAAAGAAAGUCUCGUUAACCAAAGUAGCUGGCCCAUAUCGCCCUCAGACUGUGCACUAGGCCUAUACUGCUAACAUAAAGCACGAAUGACAGACCAGUCACCACUAGGGCUGUUACGGUGACCGUAUUACCGCCACACCGGUGGUCAUGAGUCAUGACGGCAGUCAAAUUACAUGUACAUUUAAAAAAAAAACAUUUUAGUCAUUUAGCAGACGCUCUUAUCCAGAGCGACUUACAGUUAGUGAGUGCAUACAUUAUUUUAUUUUUUUCAUACUGGAAUCGAACCCACAACCCUGGCGUUGCAAAUGCCAUGCUCUACCAACUGAGCUACAUCCCUGCCGGCCAUUCCCUCCCCUACCCUGGACGACGCUGGGCCAAUUGUGCGCCGCCCCAUGGGUCUCCCGGUCGCGGCCUGCUACGACAGAGCCUGGAUUCGAACCAGGAUCUCUAGUGACACAGCUAGCACUGCGAUGCAGUGCCUUAGACCACUGCGCCACGUGACAUUUUAGUUAUGGUAAUUAGGCUUCUCCAAGCUCUGAUGCUGCUGAUGGUCAUUAGUAGCCUACCAAACUUGCUAAGUUGCCUGUUACUCAGCACUCUAUUGUCCCUCAAAUCACUCUGACAUCAAUGCAUAUGCAAUUCAAAAAUCUAAUCAAACACUUCAUGAGAGUUCAUGUUGCGCAACAUUUCUAUAGGCUCUACAACUUUGUGAGAACAGAGUGAUGGCCUCUAUUAAAAAGAGGAGGAUCCCAUCAGCUUUCUGUAGGCUAGUCCUACUACAUUUAUUAAUCAACUUUCCUAAUAUUAAGCACAUUGCUUCUCUUUACAACAGGAGUAUAGCCUACCUGGCUGGCAUGAAAAUGAACCAUGGGAAAAGCGUCCCCCAUUCGCUAUUUAAGUGCAUAGAUGACAUGUAUUUUUUUCCGCUGCCCCUGUUUCGAGACCGGUGCAUGAUAAUGGUCCGUUUUAAAUCAAAACAAAUUUCACACAUAUUAUUUUGUAUAUGUAAAGACAAGAUUAAAUCAAGAAUAGUGUGAUGGGUGACAAUAUUAGCAUAUCACUUGUGAAUGAUAUAUUAUCACUUGUGAAUGAUGCCCAGUUUAAGGCAAGAAACAGCGCAUGCUUUUUUUGCGACUUUUUCCAAAUCAGUCGCACACCUCAAGGUUUGUAUCACAACUAAAGUGGCCAAAUAACUUAUUCAAAUGAAGCACAUUAAUCAGCUUUACAACGGGUGUAGAGCUUAACUGGCAUACAUACGCAGCGCGUGAGUUUCAAUUUUGGGGAAGAUCAUUUUCACCAUAAAAAUGCACCUUUUUAUAAUAUAAGCAUUAUUCAUAAUCUCAUUUGUGGGCACUUUUGAGAAUGGUGUUUUCCUGCUAAUGGAACAUUCACGCUUAUAGCCUACUGCCAUGUGCGCAUUGCUGCGCUUAUAAUGUGAAGAAAUACCCUAAUUAUUUAUCAACAUCUUAAGCUAAACGUUCUCAUCUGUUGCGUCAGGCUCAUUGCUUAAAACAGGUUUUUUGAUGCUAGUUGUUGUAUUAAUUUGAGAUCUAUCGCAUCCCACAACUGUCCCAGACUAUGUUUGGAAUAUUUACAGUGCAUUCAGACCAUUGACUUUUUCCACAUUUUGUUACGUUACAGCCUUAUUCUAAAAUUGAUGAAAUUAUUUUUUUCCCUUAUCAAUCUACACCAAAUACCCCAUAAUGACAAAGCGAAAACAGGUUUUUAGAAAUGUUUGCAAAUGUAUUAAAAAUAAAAAAACGAAAUGCCUUAUUUACAUAAGUGUUCAGACCCUUUGCUAUGCCGCUCAAAAUUGAGCUCAGGUGCAUCCUAUUUCCAUUGAUCAUCCUUGAGAUGUUUCUACAACUUGAAUGAAGUCCACCUGUGGAAAAUUCAAUUGAUUUGAUAUGAUUUGGAAAGGCGCACACACCUGCCUAAAUAAGGUCUGUCAGUUGAAAGUGCAUGUCAGAGCAAAAACCAAGCCAUGAGGUCAAAGGAAUUGUCUGUAGAUCGCCGAGACAGGAUUGUGUCAAGGAACAGAUCUGGGGAAGGUUGCCAAAACAUUUCUGCAGCAUUGAAGGUCCCCAAAAACACAGUGGCCUCCAUCAUUCAUAAAUGGAAGAAGUUUGAAAACCACCAAGACUCGUCCUAGAGCUGGCCGCCCGGCCAAACUGAGCAAUCAGGGGAGAAGGGCCUUGGCCAGGGAGGAACCCGAUGGUCACUCUGACAGAGCUCCAGAGUUCGUCUGUGGAGAUGGAAGAACCCUCCAGAAGGACAACCAUCUCUGCAGCACUCCACCAAUCAGGCCUUUAUGGUAGAGUGGCCAGAUGGAAGCCACUCCUCAGUAAAAGGCACAUGACAGCCCGCUUGGAGUUUGCCAAAAGGCACCUAAAGACUCUCAGAUCAUUAGAAAAAAUAUUAUCUGGUCUGAUGAAACCCAGAUUUAAUUAUUUGGCCUGAAUGUCAAGCAUCAUGUCUGGAGGAAACCUGGCACCAUCCCUACGGUGAAGCGUGGUGAUCGUAGCAUCAUGCUGUGGGGAUGUUUUUCAGGGGCAGGGACUGGGAUACUAGUCAGGAUUGAGGGAAAGAUGAACGGAGCAAAGUACAGAUGGAUCCUUGAUGAAAAUCUGCUCCAGAGCGCUCAGGACCUCAGACUGGGCCGAAGGUUCACCUUCCAACAGGACAACAACCUUAAGCACACAGCCAAGACAACGCAGGAGUUGAGGCUGUAAUCGCUGCCAAAGGUACUUCAACAAAGUACUGAGUAAAGGGUCUGAAUACUUAUGUAAAUGUGAUAUUUCCGUGUUAUUUUGUAUAAAUUUGCAAAAUUUCUUAAAACCUGUUUUUGCUUUGUCAUUGUGGUAUUGUGUGUAGAUGGAUCAGAAGAGAAAAUUAUAAUUUAUCCAUUUUAGAAUAAGGCUGUAACGUAACAAAAUGUGGAAAAAGUAAAGGAGUCUGGAUACUUUCCGAAUGCACUGUAUUUCUCGCACAGAAUAGAAUAGGACAACUUUUGUACUAUGGGAGAAUAGUAGAUUGUAGGGCUGUCCCGACCAUAAAACCACAAUUUUUUUUUGCAUGUAUUUUUCCAUAUGUUUUUUAACCUCUUAAGAAUUGGACACUUUUUUUUUCAAUUUUCGACUAAAAUGACAUCCAAAUAUAGCCAUUUGAAAGCACACACUUUGAAGUUUGUGGAAAUAUGAAAUUAAUGUAGAAGAAUGUAACACAUUAGAUCUGGUAAAAGAUAAUACAAACUAAAAAACAUGUGUUUUUUUUGUUCCAUCAUCUUUGAAAUGCAUUAGAAAGGCCACAAUAUAAUAUUGCAGUUUAGGUGCAAUUUAGAUUUUGGCCACUAGAUGGCAGCAGUUUGUGUGUAAAGUUUCAGAUUGAUCCAGUGAAGCAUUGCAAUACUGGACUAUUUUGUAUCAAGUUUGCCCAAAUGUGUCGAAUUGGUCAAUUGAUACAUUUUCAAGUACAUAACUAUAGAGAACAUACAACAAUUAUAUGGUAAUACAAAAUGUAAGUUUACACACUCCCAGGAAUGUCAUACAUGAUGGAUCAUUAGCUUAUACACUAACUUUCACACAUCUAGAUGGCCGGGUGGGGUGGGUGUGGAGCCAGAGAUAGCAGGGGUUCAAACUGUAGAACCCAGUUCCUACAUUUUGAAUAUAAAAAUUGAUUUUAUCAAACAAAACUAUGCUACAUUUUAUCUCUGGGACCCUUAGGAUGACAAAUCAGAGCAAGAUUACUGAAUGUAAGUACAUUAUUUACCUUCAGAGGUGAAUGUAUCAAACCAGUUGCCAUGAUAGUUUUUGUUGUUGUUGUGCACUCUCAAACAAUAGCAUGGUAUUUUUCACUGUAAUAGCUACUGUAAAUUGGACAGUGCUGUUAGAUGAACAAGAAUUUAAGCUUUCUGCCCAUAUAAGACAUGUCUAUGUCCUGGAAAGUUCGCUGUUACUUACAACAGUCAUGCUAAUCACGUUAGCGUUAAAUAAUUACGUAACCAAAAUAACAAACAUUGUAGGUUAGAAAUUAACGGUAAAUGUACUACUGGUGAUAUACACUACCAGUAAAAAGUUUGGACACACACUUUUUCUUUUAUUUUUUACUAUUUUUUACAUUGUAGAAUAAUAGUGAAGACUUCAAAACUAUGAAAUAACACAUAUGGAUUCAUGUAGUAAACAAGUGUUAAACAAAUCAAAAUAUAUAUUAUAUUUGAGAUUCUUCAAAUAGCCACCCUUUGUCUUGAUGACGGCUUUGCACACUCUUGGCAUUCUCUCAACCAGCUUCACCUGGAAUGCUUUUCCAACAGUCAUCUGACUCAUCCCAAACUAUCUGAAUUGGGUUGAGGUCGGGUGAUUGUGGAGGCCAGGUCAUCUGAUGCAGCACUCCAUCACUCUCCUUCUUGGUAAAAUAGCCCUUACACAGCCUGGAGUUGUGUUGGGUCAUUGUCCUGUUGAAAAACAAAUGAUAGUCCAACUAAGCCCAAACCAGAUGGGAUGGCGUAUCGCUGUAGAAUGAUGUGGUAGCCAUGCUGGUUAAGUGUGCCUUGAAUUCUAAAUAAAUAAGUGUCACCAGCAAAGCACCAUAACACCACCACCUCCAUGCUUUACGGUGGGAAAUACCCAUGCGGAGAUCAUUCGUCCACCCACACCUGCCUCACAAACACACGGCAGUUGGAACCAAAAAUCUCCAAUUUGAACUCCAGACCAAUUUCCACCGGUCUAAUGUCCAUUGCUCGUGUUUCUUGGCUCAAACAGGUCUCUUCUUCUUAUUGGUGUCAUUUAGUAGUGGUUUCUUUGCAGCAAUUUGACCAUGAAGGCCUGAUUCACACAGUACCCUCUGAACAGUUGAUGUUGAGAUGUGUCUGUUACUUGAACUCAGUGAAGCAUUUAUUUGGGCUGCAAUUUCUGAGGCUGGUAACUCUAUUGAACUUAUCCUCUGUAGCAGAGGUAACUCUGGUUCUUCGUUUCCUGUGGCGGUCCUCAUGAGAGCCAGUUUCAUCAUAGCACUUGAUGGUUUUUGCGACUGCACUUGAAGAAACUUUCAAAGUUCUUAAUUUUCCGUAUUGACUGACCUUCAUGUCUUAAAGUAAUGAUGGACUGUCGUUUCUCUUUGAUUAUUUGAGCUGUUCUUGCCAUAAUAAGGACUUGGUCUUUUACCAAAUAGGGCUAUCUACCUUUUCACAACACAACUGAUUGUCUCAAAUGCAUUAAGAAGGAAAUAAAUUCCACAAAUUAACUUUUAAGAAGGCACACCUGUUAAUUUAAAUGCAUUCCAGGUGACUACCUCAUGAAGCUGGUUGAGAGAAUGCCAAGAGUGUGCAAAGCUGUCAUCAAGGCGAAGGGUGGCUAUUUGAAGAAUCUCAAAUAUAAAAUAUAUUUUGAUUUUGUUUAACAAUUUUUUUUUACUACAUGAUUCCAUAUGUGUUAUUUCAUCGUUUUGUUGUCUUCACUAUUGUUCUACAAUGUAACAUAAAAAUAUAUAUAUAUAUAUCACUUGAAUGAGUAGGGGUGUCCAAACUUUUGACUGGUACUGUAUGUAAUGGGGAAUUGAUAUACACUAACAAUGAAACUCAAACAAUUCACACAAUGAAGUCAUAAAACAAUGAAGGCGCACAAAUUGGCGGGAGAGAGCGCAUUCUGUAGAGAGAAGUGCAUUGUGCAUCUGGGUGCAUGGUCAAUCCGACAUCUGCAUUGACCAUGCAGCAUUUACGGUGAUAUUGUCUCAGCGGAAGUCAGGGCAUUCAUUCUUCUUGCGCUUCACGGAGCAGUGCAGGGCGGUUGUCAAGGAAGUGAGUGAAUGUUUAUACAGGAUGUACCGCCACCACCUACCGUCAACCAAUCAUGUCAAUGCGGAGCUAUUCAGAGCCCUCCGCAUUGUUACAACAUUUGGGAGGUGCAUGGCGAUGCGGUACGUAGCUGGAUUUGGCCUCUGAAUGCCUCUGGAGGCUCCGCAAUUGCAUCACACCCUCCAUAUGGAGCGUCCGACCACAUUUUCGGAUCAAACAUAAAUUGGCUGUUAGUCUAGGCCUCCGCAAUGGAGUAGUUCACUGAGAUGGAGAGAUAGAUAGAUAUAUACAGUGAGGGGAAAAAAGUAUUUGAUCCCCUGCUGAUUUUGUACGUUUGCCCACUGACAAAGAAAUUAUCGGUCUAUAAUUUUAAUAGUAGGUUUAUUUGAACAGUGAGAGACAGAAUAACAACAACAAAAUCCAGAAAAACGCAUGUCAAAAAUGUUAUUUGUGUGUUUGUUACUGCUCGACUAAAACAAUUUUGGUCGACCAACAUCCUAACGACCAAACAAUCGACCAGUCGACUAAUUGGGGUCAGCCCAGAUUGACAUAGGCUAGUGCUUUUGCUGUUCGUUAGGCCUACUCAACUUGUUGGCUGACAAAAAGUAAAUGUGGACAGUUCUUCUAAUACCUUCAAUAUGCGCCUUGGAAUUGGAUAAGGACGCGCACAGUUUUGUCUGUCUUCACUUGUAGCCUGUGAGAAAGACCUGAUUUACGUGAAGGAGAGCCAUGUGAGUGAGUGGUGCUCACAGUCAUACAGUCAGUAGGGCAGCCCUUCCUCAUUGAGGCCUCAGCCAUGAACACACACAUGCCGGUUGAGGGACAAAGACCCAGGAACUAAUUAGCACACUAGCUAGGUUUCCAUCCAAUUUGGCAACAGAUUUUCAUGCAAAUAUUCUAAAAUCUGCAUAAAAACAGAGGUGCUAAAUACUGUGGGCAGGCAAACGUUUGACAUUCCCUACCGGUGUCUAAGCUUUAACACACUGCCUCACAGUUAAAGUGGUGACACACUGUCACGGGACAGGGGAGUCUCUAAGCAGCUGACGGUGAGAUGAGUGUGAAAAGAGGGGAGGAAUUGAGGAGAGAAGUGUGUGUGUGUGUUGGGGAGAGGGCUUAAAGAGACACUAUUUAUUCGAGGGAUUCCGAGGGCUGUGUGUGUGUGUAUAAUCCUGCCCCCCAUCAUGAUUAGCUGAGGAGCGCUGGGGGGGGCUGUCUGCGCCUCCUUAUCGCAGCCCAACACACACUCCCCUCUACCAAUGUGCCACCGCUUCAGCUUUCAUCUCUCUUUGAUUUCACAGCCCUUUACUGUGUGUCAACUUGUCAUGUCUGCUUUAACCUCAUCCUAAGACUCUGUCUCUAACGGUCUCGGCCUCUCUCUCUAUCUGUGAUUAUGUCCGUUUUAGCCCCAUGCUAGGUGUGUGUGCAGUGAUUUUCUUUGUGUGAAUCUUUCCGCAUGUUUGCUGUAGGUUUCUGAGCUCUGACAUUUGGUUAUGUUCUUCCCCACAGAUGUACGAUUGCUGCUCAACAAUGACAAUCUUCUCAGGGAAGGUGCAGCGCAGUAAGUCGACACUCUUUACUGUCAGUGACUCAUAGACUUGUGGUCAGUUGACGUCAUUAAAUCUGUCAAACUCUACUAAAUGGAAUGUACUAUUGACAACUGGGAAAUAGUCAUUGUUUCUCCAGGAAAUAAUUGACUAUUGGCACUGAUUUAAGCUUGUACCUGUUUCUGUUUGAUUCUGUAGUGCUUUUGCACAGUACAACGUGGACCAGUUUACUCCGGUGAAAGUAGAGCAAUAUGAAGAACAGGUAGGCUACAUCCAUUGUCUUAUGUCAGAUCGCAACUAUUUCGCCUGUCAGUUGAGAGACGAGCAUCGCGUGUGAAGCCAUCUGUCGGAAUACAAUGGUCUUCACCAUGUCCUCCAGAAAUACAGAGAAACAAGACAUGUUUUUGAACAGAUUUCACUGUAGUCAGCCCCUCUAGAACCAUACCCUAUGAUGCUAGUGACUACUGACCUGGUGUCAUUAGAAACAGACGGCUAUAGGGAUUAACGGCUCUGGUCAUUUGGACUAGAUGUAUGAAUGAGACCAGCCUUACGGAUGUGUAAGUGGAUGAACUGAAGAAUAUUAGCCUUGUCGCAUCGAAAGUUAUUGUAUUGUUGCUAUGUUUGCUAUACAAACAAUUCCUCGCCUUGUAUUUAGGUAGUAUUCCAGUUCAGUGUGAUUGUGUUGUUGCCUAGGUAACACAAUAAUACACUGAUAAAUCUUCUGGUUUAUACACACACUAGACUGAGUGUCAGGAAUAUAAGGAAUGGGUCACACAACUCAUAUACACUGAACAAAAGUAUAAACGCAACAUGCAACAAUUCCAAAGACUUUACUGAGUUACAGUUCAUAUAAGGAAAUCAGUUGAUUGAAAUCAAUUCAUUAGGCCCUAAUCUAUGGAUUUCACAUGACUGGGAAUACAGAUGUGCAUCUGUUGGUCACAGAUACCUUAAAAAAAAGUAGGGGCGUGGAUCAGAAAACCAGUCAGUAUCUGGUGUGACCACCAUUUGCCUCAUGCAGCGCAACACUUCUCCUUCACAUAGAGUUGAUCAGGCUGUUGAUUGUGGCCUGUGGAAUGUUGUCCCACUCCUCUUCAAUGGCUGUGCAAAGUUGCUGGAUAUUGGUGGGAACUGGAACAUGCUGUCGUACACGUCGAUCCAGAGCAUCCCAAACAUGCUCAAUGGGUGACAUGUCUGGUGAGUAUGCAGGCCAUGGAAACACUGGGACAUUUCCAGCUUCCAGGAAUUGUUUACAGAUCCUUGCGACAUGGGACUGUGCAUUAUCAUGCUGAAACAUGAGGUGAUGGCGGCAGAUGAAUUGCACUACAAUGGGCCUCCAGGAUCUCUUCACGGUAUCUCUGUGAAUUCAAAUUGCCGUCAAUAAAAAGCAAUUGUGUUCAUUGUCCGUAGCUUAAGGUUGCCCAUACCUUAACCCCUCCGCCACCAUGGGGCACUCUGUUCACAACGUUGACAUUGGCAAACCGCGCACCCACACAACACCAUCUGCCUGGUACAGUUGAAACCUGGAUUCAUACGUGAAGAGCACACUUCUCCAGCAUGCCAGUGGCCAUCGAAGGUGAGCAUUUGCCCACUGCAGUUCGGCGUCAUAGCUGACUUCAGUCAGGUCAAGACCCUGGUGAGGACGACGAGCACGCAGAUGGUUUCUGACAGAAAUCCUUCGGUUGUGCAAACCCAUAGUUUCAUCAGCUGUCCGGGUGGCUGGUCUCAGACGAUCCCGCAGGUGAAGAAGCUGGAUGUGGAGGUCCUGUGCUGGCGUGGUUACACGUGGCCUGCGGUUGUGAGGCCGGUUGGACGUACUGCCAAAUUCUCUAAAACAACGUUGGAGGCGGCUUAUGGUCGAGAAAUUAGAUGGCGUAGCAGUGCAGUCGUGUAUUCUGUAGUGUCCUUGUGUAAAUAGCCAGUUUUUUUGUAUUUUUCAUAUAUAUUUCUCAAUCUCAAUUUCCAUCGUUUAACUAAAUAUACUUUCCUGCAACCCGCCUCACCCAAUGUGGAACGGAUUCUAUUAUUUCUUUAUACCUUUUUAUCUAAAACCUCUGGCUGAAACUAGCCAGCUAACUAGCUACUUUCUGUCAACCACCGUUAGCGGUCUUCACCAUUGUCCGUGGCCUGCACUACCUACCAGCCAGCUCUAGCCUGGACAAUUAUCGGCCAGUCUGCACAGCGCGCUAUCGACCCAGAGCAUAUCGGAUUUUCUGCCAGAAUCACUGAAUCUCUGGACCUUAACACCGGAUCAUCACAACUAGCUAGCUGCAACCGUAUGGCUGUUGUUUUUGUUGGCUAAUCACCACUGUCCCGACGCAAGCACCAGUUAGCCUUGAGAUAGCCUCGAGCCAGGCCCAUCUCCCGGCUAUCUACCGCUCUGUCAACCGGACGGGACCUCCUAGUGUUGACACGGAGCCCCGCCGAUCCAUCACGACUGGUCUGCCGACGUAAUCGUCUGAUGUGGUUUCAACAGGCUUCCCGUUGCGACGACCACAAAGAUCCAUCUGCUAGCCCCGGCCCGCUAGCACACGCAAUCAACAGCUGUGCCUCCUGCUCGCCUGUGCCGUAGCAGCCACCAAACCGCUCCCGGACUCACCUAUUGCUGUUCACUGGACCUUAUGAUCACUCAGCUACACAGCUGAUGCCUGCUGGACUGUUCCUUUAUAUGGUACCCCAUCCUGUUUAUCUGUUUAGCCUCAGCCCAAACUUUCGUCGCCAUUACCAGCUGUUGUCUUAGCUCUCUCGAAUAACACCUGUGAUUGCUUUAUGCCUCUCUCCCAUGUCAAUAUGCCUUGCCUAUUGCUGUUUCGUUUAGUUCUUAUUGUACUAUUUCACUGUAGAGCCCCCAGUCCUGCUCAACCUGCCUCAGAUAGCUCCUUUGUCCCACCCCCCAUACACGCGGAGACCGGCUCAAUCGGUUUCUCUAGUGAUGCCAUCUCUUUCAUCGUUACCCAAUGCUUAGGUUUACCUCCACAGUACUCAUAUCCUUCCAUAUCCUUGUCUGUACAUAAUGCCCUGAAUCUAUUCUACAAUGCCUGGAAAUCUUCCCCUUUUAUUAUCUGUACCCAACUCACUAGAAGACCAGUUCUUAAAGCCUUUAGCCGUAUGCUUAUUCUAUUCCUCCUCUGUUCCUCUGGUGAUGUAGAGGUUAACCCAGGCCCUGGAGCCCCCUGUAUCACUCCUACUCCCCAGGCGCUAUCAUUUGUUGACUUCUGUAACCGUAAAAGCCUUGGUUUCUUGCACGUUAACAUCAGAAACCUCCUCCCUAAGUUUGAGUUAUUCACUUCGUUAGCACACUCUGCCAACCCUGAUGUUCUAGCAGUGUCUGAAUCCUGGCUUAAGAAGGCCACCAAAAAUUCAGAAAUGUCCAUCCCCAACAUACAACACUUUCCGUCUAGAUAGAACUGCCAAAGGGGGCGGAGUUGCAAUCUACUGUAGAGAGAGCCUGCAGAGCUCUAUCAUACUAUCUAGGUCUAUGCCCAAACAGUUUGAGCUUCUACUUCUAAAAAUCCACCUUUCCAGAAAUAAGUCUCUCACUGUUGCCGCUUGCUACAGACCCCCCUCAGCCCCCAGCUGUGCCCUGGACACCAUAUGUGAAUUGAUUGCCCCCCCAUCUGUCCUCAGAGGUCGUACUGCUUGGUGACCUAAACUGGGAUAUGCUUAACACCCGGCCGUCCUACAAUCUAAACUAGAUGCCCUCAAUCUCACACAAAUUAUCAAGGAACCUACCAGGUACAACCCUAAAUCCGUAAACAUGGGCACCCUCAUAGAUAUCAUCCUGACUAAUUUACCCUCUAAAUACACCUCCGCAGUCUUCAACCAGGAUCUCAGCGAUCACCUCCUCAUUGCCUGCGUCUGUAAUGGGUCCGCGGUCAAACGACCACCCCUCAUCACUGUCAAACGCUCCCUAAAACACUUUAGCGAGCAGGCCUUUCUAAUUGACCUGGCCCGGGUAUCCUGGAUGGAUAUUGACCUCAUUCCGUCAGUAGAGGAUGCCUGGUUGUUCUUUAAAAGUGCUUUCCUCUCAAUCUUAAAUGAGCAUGUCCCAUUCAAAAAAAUCUGAACUAAGAACAGAUAUAGCCCCUGGUUCACCCCAGACUUAACUGCCCUUGACCAGCACAAAAACAUCCUGUGGCGUACUGCAUUAGCAUCGAACAGCCCCCGCGAUAGGCAACUUUUCAGGGAAGUUGGGAACCAAUAUACAAAAUCAGUUAGGAAAGCAAAGGCUAGCUUUUUCAAACAGAAAUUUGCAUCCUGUAGCACUAACUCCACAAAGUUUUGGGAAACUGUAAAAUCCAUGGAGAAUAAGAGCAUCCCCCCCAGCUGCCCACUACACUGAGGCUAGGAAACACUGUCACCACCGAUAAAUGUACGAUAAAUUAACUCCUGAGUGGCGCAGUGGUCUAAGGCACUGCAUCGCAGUGCUAACUGUGCCACUAGAGAUCCUGGUUCGAAUCCAGGCUCUGUCGCAGCCGGCCGCGACCGGGAGACUCAUGGGCGGCGCACAAUUGGCCCAGCGUCGUCCAGGGUAGGGGAGGGAAUGGCCGGCAGGGAUGUAGCUCAGUUGAUAGAGCAUGGCGUUUGCAAUGCCAGGGUUGUGGGUUCGAUUCCCACGGGGGGCCAGUAUAAAAAAAUAUGUAUUCACUAACUGUAAGUCGCUCUGGAUAAGAGCAUCUGCUAAAUGACUAAAAUGUAAAUGUAAAUGUACGAUAAUCGAGAAUUUUAACAAGCAUUUUGCUACGGCUGACCAUGCUUUCCACCUGGCUACCCCUACCCCGGCCACCAGCUCUGCACCCUCCGCUGCAACUUGCCCAUGCCCCCCCCCCACACACAAUCUGGAGCCUUUCUUUCUAAAAUUAGCUGCCGAAAUUGUCGCAACCCCUAUUACUAGCCUGUUCAACCUCUCUUUCGUAUCGUCUGAGAUCCCCAGAGAUUGGAAAGCUGCCGCGGUCAUCCCCCUCUUCAAAGGGGGUGACACUCUAGAUUCAAACUGUUAGACCUAUAUCCAUCCUGCCCUGCCUUUCUAAAGUAUUUGAAAGCCAAGUUAACAAAUAGAUCACCGACCAUUUCGAAUCCCACCGUACCUUCUCCGCUAUGCAAUCUGGUUUCCGAGCUGGUCGUGGGUGCACCUCAGCCACGCUCAAGGUCCUAAACGAUAUUAUAACUGCUAUCGAUAAAAGACAGUAUUGUGCAGCCGUCUUCAUCGACCUGGCCAAGGCUUUCGACUCUGUCAAUCACCCCAUUCUUAUUGGCAGACUAAAUAGCCUUGGUUUCUCAAAUGACUGCCUUGCCUGGUUCACCAACUACUUCUCAGAAAGAGUUAAAUGUGUCAAAUCGGCGGGCCUGUUGUCUGGACCUAUGGCAGUCUCUAUGUGGGUGCCACAGGGUUCAAUUCUCGGGCCGACUCUAUUCUCUGUGUAUAUCAAUGAUGACGCUCUUGCUGCUGGUGACUCUCAGAUCCACCUCUACGCAGACAACACCAUUUUGUAUACAUCUGGCCCUUCAUUGGACACUGUGUUAACAAACCUCCAAACGAGCUUUAAUGCCAUACAACACUCCUUCCGUAGCCUCCAACUGCUCUUAAACGCUAGUAAAACUAAAUGCAAGCUCUUCAAUCGAACGCUGCUUGCACCCGCCUGCCCGACUAGAAUCACUACUCUCGGCGGAUCUGACUUAGAAUAUGUGGACAACUACAAAUACCUAGGGGUCUGGUUAGACCGUAAACUCUCCUUCCAGACUCACAUUAAGCAUCUCCAAUCCAAAGUUAAAUCUAGAAUCGGCUUCCUAUUUCGCAACAAAGCCUCCUUCACUCAUGCUGCCAAACAUGCCCUCGUAAAACUGACUAUCCUACCGAUCCUUGACUUCGGCGAUGUCAUUUACAAAAUAGCCUCCAACACUUUACACAGCAAAUUGGAUGUAGUCUAUCACAGUGCCAUCCGUUUUGUCACCAAAGCCCCAUAUACUACCCACCAUUGUGACCUGUACGCUCUCGUUGGCUGGCCCUCACUACAUAUUCGUUGCCAAACCCACUGGCUCCAGGUCAUCUAUAAAUCACUGCUAGGCAAAUCCCCGCCUUAACUUAGCUCAUUGGUCACCAUAGCAACACCCACCCAUAGUAUGUACUCCAGCAGGUAUAUCUCACUGGUCAUCCCCAAAGCCAACACUUCCUUUGGCCGCCAUUCCUUCUAGUUCUCUGCUGCCAAUGACUGGAACGAACUGCAAAAAUCUCUGAAGCUGAAGACUUCUCUCCCUCACUAACUUUAAGCAUCAGUUGUCAGAGCAGCUUACCGAUCACUGCACCUGUACACAGCCCAUCUGUAAUUAGCCCACCCAACUACCUCAUCCCCAUAUUGUUAUUUAUUUUGCUCAUUUACACCCCAGUAUCUCUAUUUGCACAUCAUCUUCUGCACAUCUAUCACUCCAGUGUUAAUACUAAAUUGUAAUUAUUUUGCACUAUGGCCUAUUUAUUGCCUUACCUCCAUAACUUACUACAUUUGCACACACUGUAUAUAGAUUUUGUUCAUCCCAUAUGUAACUGUGUUGUUUUUAUCACUCUGCUUUGCUUUAUCUUGGCCAGGUCGCAGUUGUAAAUGAGAACUUGUUCACAACUGGCUUACCUGGUUAAAUAAAGGUAAAAAAAAUAACAUUCAAUUCUCUGGCAACAGCUCUGGUGGAAAUUCCUGCAGUCAGCAAGUCAAUUGCCCGCUCCCUCAAAACUUGAGACGUCUGUGGUAGGGAUUAAUAUUUUCCCGAAAAUCUAUCAAGUUUCAAUACCGGGAAUAAUUCAUAUUCAUCCCGAGAGUCCCGGGAAAAUACCGCAAAAAUCGUAAGUGACCAUUUAAAGCGUUUAAAACCAAGAUAUUGCCAUCUUGGCUGCGACACUGUAAAGAUUUCACAGCAGGUGUAACUGAUAUUUAGUAAUGGUAGAGUAACGUUGAUCGCCAAUAUGUUGUGAAUUGCAAAACAGGCCGUUCAAAAUUCAGAGCGUUAUCAUGUUCCUCAAUUAAUUUGGCGCAUUUCAGCAGUAGGCCUAGGCUAUCUCGAUACAGAGCGCUUUCAGGAACCAAAGAGCGCACCCCAAGUAGGCCAUAGCGUUAUCAAAUCAUACAAACUUUGUAACGGCAGUCAAACAAAAGUCAAAUGACCAAAGUUGCUAAGCUUGCUAGAUAACCUCCAAUGAAUGAUAGAAUAUCUCCUAUUUGGCUAAAUUUAGUUGAUGAUUAUACAGAUGGCACAUCAGCUCAUGAAUAACAGGUAGAUAAAGAGAGGAAAUUAUUUUAAAUAUCAAGGUAUCUUAACGGGGACCAACUUUUUAAAUAAAUAAUAAUAUCCAUAUCUACUCUCAUACCGUUGGUUGAUCAGAUAUUCCCUACCGAAGCUCUCAUAUGGGCAGCAACACUAGACAGCGCAGAGAAGCGGGGGAAGUGUUAUAGCAGUAUUUUGACGUGCUUUGAUAAUGCAACCUAUGGAUUACAGAAUAAAGUUAGGAAUUUUAAUGCGAGACAGGAGUCAGGAUUUUGGGUUUCAGUGGGAUUGGGACGAUAGGAAAAUAGCCUGGGCUCUAUAUAAGGCUACUACGUGAGUCAAUAGAUAAAUAAUAGCCUACACUUGAUUUAGGCUACAUUAUUGCAUGCUAAAUGUUUCUGAUCAGUGAUAGAUGAGCAAAUUAAUAAGUGAGCUACCACUUCCACUUGUCCAGCCAGAGAUCAAUUAACCAAAUAUACAGACAGCGAUUCAGUAAAACUAAAUCACAUUGAUUGAUUGAUCAGACAAGUCACAGGCUUUUGUCCGUGAGUAGGACAGUCUAAGUGAGUGAUGAGCAAAAUCCACUUGUAUAACAUGCUAUAAAUGUUCUGAUCAGCUAAUAUAUGAGCAAACUAGAAUAAAGAUUAUCAUUAGCACUCACCUCAAUUUAGCUAACAUUUCCCCAGCCUAAUUGUUACCAAAAAUCCAAACGGCGAUCUGACAUUGAUUGAUUUAUCUAGAUGAGUCCCCCACGCUUGUCUCAAAGCAGCGCGAUGGCGCUGUCCCAAUCAAAAUGGUGCUGAAAUGAUAAUCUAGGUGACCACAUGCGACUAUUGCUUUAAAUUAGUAUAACGGUUGUAUAUGACUGGGAGUUUCAGUAUAAGCAAGAAUUGGAUACAUGCCUUCAAUUGCAUUAGCCAACUUUAUUCCAAUAUUUUCUUCAUUCAGUUUAUCAAUGGCUGUUUCCUCAUCUACUCAGUCCUCUGCCGAUCGUCUCCGCCGCGUUGUUCUCAACACCAGUUAAAAUCAAUAUAGCCUACUGUUUUCUAGAAAUCUGUUAUUCUUUUCAGGUUGAGGCUCAUUUAAUUUCUAUGAUGUUGGAACAGGCCUGGGGUCGGGCUUUAGUUCUGAUGAGAACUCUAAACUGCAUUCGGACUGGCAGUGUCAUUUAUGCGUGUGCUUUGAAUUUAUGCCGACUUUAUGUGAAGUAAAUGCACUAGGCUAAAGGCUUCCAUGUGACAACCUGUUUGGAUAAUGUGCUAUUUUCUUUUUUGCCAAUCUACUGCUGCACAUGUUGUGUAUUUUGUGGAAUUCCAUUAGAAAAUGUCAUUAAAACAUUUCGGGAAAUGUGGUCCUCUGUAGCUCAGCUGGUAGAGCACGGCGCUUGUAACGCCAAGGUAGUGGGUUCGAUCCCCGGGACCACCCAUACACAAAAAAAUGCAUGCACGCAUGACUGUAAGUCGCUUUGGAUAAAAGCGUCUGCUAAAUGGCAUAUUAUUAUAUUAUUAUAAGAGUGGUCCCGGGAUCCCGGUUACCCAUGUUAAUCCCUGUUGUGUAACAAAACUGCACAUUUUAGAGUGGCCUGUUAGUGUCUCCAGCACAAGGUGCACCUGUGUAAGGAUCAUGCUGUUUAAUCAGCUUCUUGAUAUGCCACACCUGUCAGGAGGAUGGAUUAUCUUGGCAAAGGAGAAAUGCUCACUAACAGGGAUGUAAACCAAUUUGUGCACACAAUCUGAGAGAAAUAAGCUUUUUGUGCGUAUGGAUCUUUUAUUUCAGCUCAUGAAACAUGGGACCAACCCUUUACAUGUUGCGUUUAUAUUUUUGUUCAGUGUAAUUCUUGUCCUAUUCUUAGACUACACAACAAUUUUCCCUCCCUCCCUCUCCAGGUCUUAAUCACAGAGCAUGGAGACCUGGGCAACGGCAGGGUCCUGGACCCUAAAAACAAGAUCUCCUUUAAGUUUGACCAUCUGAGGAAGGAGGCCAGCGACCCACAGCCACACAAUUUGGACGGAGCCAUGGAGGGCUGGAGGAGUGCUGUGGACGGUGCUGUCCGGGCCUACGUCAAGGAGCACUACCCCAACGGAGUCUGCACUGUACGUUUGGGCUGCAUAACACCUUUUUCUUGACUGAUCCUGCACUGUUGAAUUUGUCAUUUGAUCAUGUAGCUCAUAUUAUGUGAUAACCGAGUUCACUGAAAAUAUGUGUCGCUUCUCCCUUUUUAGAUUUACGGCAAAACCAUUGACGGACAUCAAACCAUCAUUGUGUGUAUCGAGUGCCAUCAGUUUCAACCAAAAAACUUCUGGUAUGUAUGGAUUUUUAGAAUCAAAGAUGCCGGAUUAAUGAAGUAUAUUUGUGGUUUAGGGUUCUAAUCAUUUACAGUGCAUUGGGAAAGUAUUCAGUCCCCUUGACUUUUUCCACAUUUUGUUACGUUACAGCCUUAUUCUAAAAUUGAUUAAAUACAUAAAAAUCCUCAUCAAUCUUCACACAAUACCCUAUAAUGACAAAACUGUUUUUUAGAUUUAUAAAAAUUAAAAAACAGAAAUACUUUAUUUACGUAAGGAUUCAGACCCUUUGCUAUGAGAUUUGCAAUUGAGCUCAGGUGCAUGCUGUUUCCAUUGAUCAUCCUUGAUGUUUCUACAACUUGAUUGGUGUCCACCUAUGGUAAAUUCAAUUGAUUGGACAUGAUUUGGAAAGUCACACAUGUGUAUAUAUAAGGUCCCACUGUUGACAGUGCAUGUCAGCGCAAAAACCAAGCCAGGAGGUCGAAGGAAUUGUCCCUAGAGCUCCGAGACAGGACUGUGUCGAGGCACAGAUCUGGGGAAGGUUACCAAAAAAUGUCUGCAGCAUUAAAGGUCCCCAAGAACACAGUGGCCUCCAUCAUUCUUAAAUGGAAGAAGUUUGGAACCACCAAGACUCUUUCUAGAGCUGACCGCCCGGCCAAACUGAGCAAUCGGGGGAGAAGGGCCUUGGUCAGGGAGGUGACCAAGAACCUGAUGGUCACUCUGACAGAGUUUUAGAGUUCCUCUGUGGAGAUGGUAGAACCUUCCAGAAGAACAACCAUCUCUGCAGCAUUCCACCAAUCAGGCCUUUAUGGUAGAGUGGCCAGACGGAAGCCACUCUUCAGUAAAAGGCACAUGACAGCCCGCUUGGAGUUUGCCAAAAGGCACCUAAAGACUCUCAGACCAUGAGAAACAAGAUUCUCUGGUCUAAUGAAACCAAGAUUGAACUCUUUGGCCUGAAAGCCAAGUGUCGCAUCUGUAGGAAACCUGGCACCAUCCCUACGGUAAAUCAUGGUGGUGGCAGCAUCUGUGGGGAUGUUUUUUUCAGCGGCAGGGACUGGGAGACUAGUCAGGAUUGAGGGGUAAGAUGAAUAUUGAGUAAAGGGUCUGAAUACUUAUGUAAAUGUCAUAUUUCCGUUUUUUUUAUGCAGUUGCAAAAAUCUCGACAAACCUGUUUUUGCUUUUCCAUUAUGGGGUAUUGUUUGUGUGUGUGUGUGUGUGUGUGUGUAUAUUGAGGGGGGGAAAGAAUGUAAUCCAUUUUCGAAUAAGGCUGUAUCGUAACAAAAUGUUGAAAAAGUCAAAGGGUCUGAAUACUUUCUGAAUGCCCUGUAAAUGGCUUCAAAAUCUCUCCAGGCAGAAUCAAAGUAUGUUUAGCCUGUGAACCUUCAAUUGUCUGGUUUACAUGCUAAACAGUGUUUAAACACUAUCUAAGCUUGCUUUGUUCGGUACUUAGCUAGCCACUGCCUGUUGGUUUAGAGAUCAGUGACCCCCCCCAUUACCUUGUUGAGCCAGCCAAGAUCAAAUUAAUUUAAUUGGAUAAGGGCUGUGGCAAUCUUCUUUGCGGGUGGGUUUUUACUGCACUUAAGGCUCCCUGAGUGUAAAGAUCUGAUUCCGCUUAGGAAAGGCUGUGUAGUGGAGGGAGAGGGAGACGACACUAAACUCAGACGCACUUUAUGUGAGCUUGUGGAUUUAAAUGUCUAGUCUUUUCUCUCUCUUUUUAAAGGAAUGGACGUUGGAGGUCAGAGUGGAAAUUCACCAUCGGCUCCUCCACUACUCAAGUGGCCGGAAUCAUGAAAAUCCAGGUGUGUGUGUGCAUGUGUGCGUAUUUAUACAGUGCCUUCAAAGUAUUCACACCCCUUUUAUUUUUUCCAUAUUUUGUUGUGUUAGAGGCUGAAUUUAAAAUUGAUUAAAUUGAGAUUUUGUGUCACUGGCCUACACCGGUGGCGGUCGGUGCCGUUUAAAGAUGAGGGAGGACAGUUUGAGUAUGGCCUUUUUUCUAUUACAGCUUAUUAGUUUACUGUCAUUCUUAUUCAAAUUCACCCAUCUCAAUGUGACAUCGAUAGGUUUAGGCUACUACAUGAAACUCACAUUUUCCCUAUACCCAUCAUGAGGUUGCUGCAACCUACGAAUGAAUGUUUACAACAAUGAGAUUUUUUUUCUCCAGAAAAUCACAUUGUAGGAUUUUUUAUGAAUUUAUUUGCAAAUUAUGGUGGAAAAUAAGUAUUUGGUCAAUAACAAAAGUUUCUCAAUACUUUGUUAUAUACCCUUUGUUGGCAAUGACACAGGUCAAACGUUUUCUGUAAGUCUUCACAAGGUUUUCACACACUGUUGCUGGUAUUUUGGCCCAUUCCUCCAUGCAGAUCUCCUCUAGAGCAGUGAUGUUUUGGGGCUGUCGCUGGGCAACACGGACUUUCAACUCCCUCCAAAGAUUUUCUAUGGGGGUUGAGAUCUGGAGACUGGCUAGGCCACUCCAGGACCUUGAAAUGCUUCUUACGAAGCCACUCCUUCGUUGCCCGGGCGGUGUGUUUGGGAUCAUUGUCAUGCUGAAAAACCCAGCCACGUUUCAUCUUCAAUGCCCUUGCUGAUGGAAGGAGGUUUUCACUCAAAAUCUCACGAUACAUGGCCCCAUUCAUUCUUUCCUUUACACGGAUCAGUCGUCCUGGUCCCUUUGCAGAAAAACAGCCCCAAAGCAUGAUGUUUCCACCCCCAUGCUUCACAGUAGGUAUGGUGUUCUUUGGAUGCAACUCAGCAUUCUUUGUCCUCCAAACACGACGAGUUGAGUUUUUACCAAAAAGUUUUAUUUUGGUUUCAUCUGACCAUAUGACAUUCUCCCAAUCCUCUUCUGGAUCAUCCAAAUGCACUCUAGCAAACUUCAGACGGGCCUGGACAUGUACUGGCUUAAGCAGGGGGACACGUCUGGCACUGCAGGAUUUGAGUCCCUGGCGGCGUAGUGUGUUACUGAUGGUAGGCUUUGUUACUUUGGUCCCAGCUCUCUGCGGGUCAUUCACUAGGUCCCCCCGUGUGGUUCUGGGAUUUUUGCUCACCAUUCUUGUGAUCACUUUGACCCCUCGGGGUGAGAUCUUGCAUGGAGCCCCAGAUCGAGGGAGAUUAUCAGUGGUCUUGUAUGUCUUCCAUUUCCUAAUAAUUGCUCCCUCAGUUGAUUUCUUCAAACCAAGCUGCUUACCUAUUGCAGAUUCAGUCUUCCCAGCCUGGUGCAGGUCUACAAUUUUGUUUCUGGUGUCCUUUGACAGCUCUUUGGUCUUGGCCAGAGUGGAGUUUGGAGUGUGACUGUUUGAGGUUGUGGACAGGUGUCCUUUAUACUGAUAACAAGUUCAAACAGGUGCCAUUAAUACAGGUAACGAGUGGAGGACAGAGGAGCCUCUUAAAGAAGAAGUUACAGGUCUGUGAGAGCCAGAAAUAUUGCUUGUUUGUAGGUGACCAAAUACUUAUUUUCCACCAUAAUUUGCAAAUAAAUUCAUUAAGCAUCCUACAAUGUGAUUUUCUGGAAAAAAAAAUCUCAAUUUGUCUGUCAUAGUUGUUGUGUACCUAUGAUGAAAAGUACAGGCCUCAUCUUUUUAAGUGGGAGAACUUGCACAAUUGGUGGCUGACAAUACUUUUUUUCCCCACUGUAGGUGCACAGGUCGAGAUAAAAAUUGGAGUAAUCAAAGUGACAGACAGUGACACAUUCAAUACCGCCUUGCACAUCUAGCUGAUCUAGGUUGUAAUCAUUCAUCCAACAGUUGGAUUAAUGAUUACGCUCUCUCACCUUUUCUUUUCGCUUGUGGGCUUCAGUGCACAAUACAACAGCUGUCUGUGACCAGGCGAAAAAACCUUCCAAGCAAAACCUUCAUACCAUAACCGCUAACCGCUACACACAGCCUACAUUGUUAUCACCAUAUUAGCCAACGUCAUAUUCAACAUAACUAGCUACUAGUACAAAUGCGUUUAAUAAACCCUCUACAAUCAGGCAGUAUAGUGUACAGCAAGCAGUUUAACAGUUACACCGAAGGGCCCAGUGGCAAUAAAUUAUUAAAACCAAAAGCUUACCUUGACUUGGAAGAGUUCCAGUGUUGGAUAGCCAUAGCCAGCUAGCUAACAUAGCAUCUCACUCUGUUAUUCUACAAUGUAGAAAAUAGUAAAAAUAAAGAAAAACCCUGGAAUGAGUAGGUGUGUCCAAACUUUUCACUGGUACUGUAGAUCAGAGCCCCCGAUUCCGCAGCGAGGCGAACAAUUUGCAGUUUGACUUCAGAACUGUGGAUUCGUACAAUCAUACACCGAGAUCCGUUCUGGAGAGGACCCUUACUGUGCGAAAUGUUUAUCAGUGGCAUGGAACCCAGGGUCUCCUGCCCAAACAGUUCAUAGAAAAGAGUGCUUAUGAAAGAAGUUGGGUUGCCCUUCCUCUUCCACACCAGUUUCAAGUCCUGUGACUCGCACAUUGAAUUUACAUCAAUGAUUUUCGAGUGAUUCUGUUAAAUGUUUUAUUAAAUUGAUUUCGCCUUCUAGCAUAGUUUGCGCUGUUUCCAGGUCAUGGAGUCGCCCCUCUGUCAAAUUUUCUGCUGUCUCCAAACUUUCCACUUUUAGUUGAGUAUGUAUCCACUUUAGAAGUGAGCAGAAGUCUGUUAGUUCAUAGUUAUUUGCUAAAAAAAAGCAAUGAGAAAGCUACCCGUUUCAUGCAUGCCACUGGAACCGGAAGGUAAUGGACUACAGUGGAAUAAUGUUUUGAUAAAUUAAUAAAAAAUGAAAAGCAGAAAUGUCUUGAAUCAAUAAAUAUUCAACCCCUUUGUUUUGGCAAGUCUAAAUAAGUUCAGGAGUAAAGCUUUGCUUAACAAGUCACAAUAUGUUGCAUGGACUCCCUCUGUGUGCAAUAAUAGUGUUUAACAUGAUUUUUGAAUGACUACUUCAUCUCUGUACCCUACACAUACAAUUAUCUCUAAGGUCCCUCAGUCGAGCAGUGAAUUUCAACCACAAAGACCAGGGAGGUUUUCCAAUGCCUCACAAAGAAGGGCACCUAUUGGUAAAUAUACAAAUAGCAGAUAUUGAUUAUCCCUUUUGAUUACACUUUGGAUGGUGUAUCAAUAUACCUAGUCACUACAAAGAUAGAGGCGUCGUUCCUAACUCAGUUACCUUAAAGGAAGGAAACCGCUCAGGGAUUUCACAAUGAGGCCAAUAGUGACAUUAAAACAGUAACAGUUAGAGUUUAAUGGCUGUGAUAGGAGAAAACUGAGGAUGGAUCAACAACAUUGUAGUUACUCGACAAUACUAACCUAAUUGACUGAGUGAAUAGGAAGCCUAUACAGCAGGGUUCCCCAACUGGCGGCCCGCAUGCCAAAUGGUUUUGUUUGUCUCCCCAAGUUUUCUGAGCAAAAAUAAGAAAAAGUAAUCAUAAUUUUGUUGGACAUAAGACUGUAAAAACACCAGGAAAUCAGUAUUCCUGCGCAUAAUAGAGAGACACAUGAUCAUAUACAAAUGUAAGCAAGGUUUGAAAUGAUUGCUUUAGUCUAAUAUUAUAACUGUUUGGGCUUCUUGCAGUCAAUUUACUAAUUAUUUGAAAUUAUGUUCCGCAUAAGAAGAAAUCGGCCCGCGGCUGAAUCUAGUUGAUGAUCCCUGCUGUACAGAAUAAAAAAUAUUCCAAAACAUGCAUCCUGUUUGCAACAUGGCACUAAAGUAAUGCUGCAAAAAAUGUGGCAAAGCAAUUUAACUUUUUGUCCUGAAUAUGUUUGGGGCAAGGACUAGGGAGUUUUUUGGGUAAAAAUAAAUGGAAUAGAGCUAAGCACAGGCAAAAUCCUAGAGGAAAACCUGGUUCAGUCUGCUUUCCAAUAGACACAGGGAGACAAAUUCACCUUUCAGCAGGACAAUAACCUAAAACACAAGGCCAAAUAUACACUGAAGUUGCUUACCAAUAUGACAUUGAAUGUUCCUGAGUGCCCUAGUUACAGUUUAGACUUAAAUUGACUUGAAAUCUAUGGCAAGACUUGAAAAUGUCUAACAAUGAUCAACAACCAAUUUGACAGCACUUGAAGAAUUUUAAUGUGCAAAUAUUGUACAUUCCAGGUGCGCAAAGCUCUUAGACUUACCCAGAAAGACUCACAGCUGUAAUCGCUGCCAAGGUUGAUUCUAACAUGUAUUUACUCAGGGGUGUGAAUAUUUAUGUAAGUGAGAGAUUUAUGUAUUUCAUUUUCUAUAAAUUAGCAAAAAUGUCUAAACAUGUUUUUACUUUGUCAUUAUGGGGUAUUGUGUGUGUGUGGAUGGUGAGGGGGAAACAAUUUAUUUGAUCCUUUUUGAUUGUAACUCAACAAUGUGGACUAAGUCGAGGGGUAUGAAUACUUUCUGAAGGCACUGUAUGUGUGUGUACACGUGGGCAUGGUUACAUUUAGCAUAAUUUAGUUCUAGACCAUCACACCGUACUCUCUGGUUGUAGGUUCAUUACUAUGAAGACGGCAACGUUCAGCUGGUCAGCCACAAAGAGGUCCAGGAAUCCAUGUCCAUUUCUGUGAGUGCAUCAUUAAAUAGAAUACAUGUGGAACAACCCCCCCCUGCUGUAAAGUAUUUGGGUUAGGUAUGCAUUUUUGAUGAUCAUUGGACAUCUCGUUUCACCUCCUGAUUUCCACUCUGUUACUCUCCACCAGAACGAAGCUGCAACUGCAAAGGAGUUCAUCAAGAUCAUGGAGGCUGCGGAGAACGAUUACCAGGUGUGUGGGAUUAGGAAUGGGAACUCUUUGAUUUGGGCACAUACAGGUAACUGCCAAAAUAAAGGAAACGCUAACAUAAAGUGUCUUAACAGGGCAUUGGACCACCACAAGCUAGAACAGCUUCAAUGCACCUUGGCAUAGAUUCUAGAAGUGUCUGGAAGUUUUGGAGGGAUGCGACAUCAUUCUUCCACGAGAAAUUCUAUAAUUUGGUGUUUUGUUGAAGGUGGUAGAAAACGCUGUCUCAGGCGCUGCUCCAGAAUCUUCCAUACGUGUUCAAUUGGGUUGAGAUCUGGUGACUGAGACGGCCAUGGCAUAUGGUUGACAUUGUUUUCAUGCUCAUCAAACCAUUCAGUGACCACUCGUGCCCUGUAGAUGGGGGCAUUGUCAUCCUAUGGGGCCGUAGCCAAAAAGUAUGGCCUGUCCAGUAUUUUGAUGUGACACUAAGCAUUAUGGGAUGUUAAUUGCUUAAGUAACUUUGGAACCACACCUGUGUGGAAGCACCUGCUUUCAAUAUACUUUGUAUCCCUCUUUUACUUGUGUUUCCAUUAUUUUGGCCAUUACCUGUACAUAUACAAAUUGCUGUAACAUCAAAUACAUGCAAUAAUGAAGCAUCAUAUUUUGCCACUAGUGUCACAUAACACACAUGACACAUGUCUGUCAGGCGUUGUUCAUAUUCUUGUGUAACGUCAAAACAUUAUCUGGAAACCAUUACCACAUGACACUGUUCCUGUCAAUUGUGGUUCCUAUUAGAGAUGGGCACGGUUAACGGAUUAAUUGAAUAUCCGAAUGGAUGUUAUUAUUCGAUUACUUGAGUGAGUGUUCAUUUUUUAAAUAUAUAUAUUUUUGGCCUAUUUUAACAAUGAAAAAGUUGUCUAAAUUUUUAAUUAUCCCUAUUACAUUGUUAACUACAACAAUAUACCAUGACAUUUGAAAUUCUUAAUUUAAUAAAACAACCAACUUUUGAGUGUAGUUUUUAUAACAGUGCGCAUUUAGCCCUCCAGUCUGCCCUGACAUUGGUGUGCUAUUUCCCCCACUUCAAAUAGCAAUUACAGGCACGCGCACCUAAAUGUUUCCACAAGACCUGACACAUCAAUACAAAACACUCAACAAUAACUUUUUUGUAUCAGUUCUAUCAUGGUGAAAAUCAGGCUUCUCUUUUACUGAGUAAGUUUACAUGCACACUAAUAAUUUGAUAUUAAACUGAUUAUGGCAUUAGGAAGAGUAUCGCAUUAGUCAUGUAAACACCUCACUCGGCUUAUCUUAAUCGGCAGAAGGUCAAUCAUAGUAAGCAUAGGCCGAUUUUAAUAAAACACCAGGUUUUCUGAGCAAUCUUUUGAAUUAUUAGGACAUGUAAACAGCUUCAUCGGAGUUCCAGCAGUGUAUUUGAUCUGUGCAUGUGCUAGCACCGGUAGCACAAGCCUCCCUCUUAUGUGCGAGUGAACUAAGUUUAGAAAAACUGAAGGUAUGUAUCUUAGAAAUAAUUGUCCGAACUCAGAAUCAAAUGGGCUUCCCAAAAAUAACAUGGUUGCUGUGGUAGAAUGUUUAUUUUAAUGUGCAUUUGCAUCAUUUUGAUUGGUCAAGAGAGUCAAGAGCAAUUCUCUAUCCGGAUAUCAUCGAAGAAAAUGAUAUUAUUCUAAAAGUAAAAUCAUUUCUGAAAUGCCUAUUGUGACACCCCAAAGCCCUUACUAAUUUCGCCGCCCUCUUUCCCGGUCAGACCGCCAUCAACGAGAAUUACCAGACCAUGUCGGACACUACCUUCAAAGCCUUACGCCGCCAGCUUCCCGUGACGCGCACCAAGAUCGACUGGAACAAGAUCCUGAGCUACAAGAUCGGCAAGGAGAUGCAGAACGCUUAA
Coregonus sp. 'balchen' is the source of this 46953-nucleotide messenger RNA. The record is from the annotation of a GenBank genome assembly. NCBI's taxonomy places the organism in Eukaryota, Metazoa, Chordata, Actinopteri, Salmoniformes, Salmonidae.